AUGGCCAAGGUCUGGUUGGGUGCAGCUGUUGGAUUUUACUUGUUGCAGCUUUCUUUAGCCCGGAUAGGUAAGUGGCUUAUGAAUGAAAUCCCUUAUACUAGCCGAUGAGCGUACGAGAUACUUCGGAGAGCAAAAACUUCCUCCGGCUUGCCAGCUGGACUGUUCAACUUCAUUGACAUUUUACCGUGCGUUUCCCGCGUGACGAAGACACUGAAAGGGAACCUGUGAAAUUUUUCAUUGCAAGAGGGAUGCAUGGGUGUGUUUUGUGUGGAGGCAGGAUAGAGAAGUAUAGAAGGUUCUUUUAGCUUGAAACACGGAGGUUUAAAGCUAACAAUGUUCGCUGGACAGAGAAAUGAGCUUCUGCACAUCUGGUCCACAUUCAGGCUUGCAAACCACAGUUAUGUAUUUAUUUUUGCUCCGUUCCUUCUGUGAAGUAGACAUCGGAGGGAGGGAGGGGAAGGAAACCUUACAAUAGCUGUAUUCUUGAGCUUGCAGGAGAAGCAAGAUGCAGAAGCCAUAACGACUUCUCUUCUCCAUGCUGGGAAUGAAAUUUGGAGAGUUUUCAGGGCAGAAAGUGAAAAGUGCUCGCUGGCUUUCAGAACUUUAAUUUGAGCAUGACUAGUGAGGAGGUUUAGAAGCAAACUUGAAGCCAGUCUGGCAGGAAUGGGCAGCUCAUUUCCCUCCUUGCCCCCCAGCUAGCUUUCCGAAGUCUGCCUGUGAAUAAUAAAACGAAAUGCUUGUUUGGCAAUGAAAGUGCUCAUGCAUUUAAGAAAAUCACAUGUCCCGAAUGACAAAAUAAGUCUUUAAAAGUUUGAUGUGAUACAGAACCACAAGUAUUUGCGAAGAAAUAACUGUGCCUUCAACAGAGACCCAUUGUAAUAGAAAUUGCCUUGAGCUGUUUUGAAGGGAGUCUAUUAUCCUUAUCCACCCCCUCCCCCAGAUCAUUGGAAGCUUACAAAAUACUUUUUAAAAAAGGGGCAUUGGCGCCUUAGUGUUUUAAAUACUUAUUUGAGCAUAAAGAAGUAAAUUGGAUAAUAGGUUGCUCUACCGAUUCCUAAAUGGGUGUGUCAGAGUGCACGGUUCUAACCACGUUUUCGGAAUUUCCAGAAUUUCUAAAAAAUUUUUGCAGCACUGCUUUCAGAAAUACUUCUUCGGUGAUCAGGGUUUUACUUUAACACACACACACAAACACACACACACACACACGUUACCAGGUACCCAAGUAUGCACUUUUCAAACAUAAGGAGGUGUUCUCGGUUUGUGAUAUAUGAGGUGUGGCUAACAUUUUGGAUUAGAUAUAACAUGUGUAUGUACAUAUGUAUACUUUAGAAUGGCUAUGUUUCUUAUUUAGUUAUUCCUUGCUCAGCUAAUAUUCCCUUUUAUGAACUGCCAAACCUUCUAUAAAUAAGCGCAGCCUGCAAUUACUCUGGGUUGUGUUGCAUUUUAGCUGUAGAAAAGAGAGAAGGAUCUCCCCUUCCCAUCUAAUCCUCGGUGUGGUUAGGAAAAAACAUGUCAAGCCGCAUGUAUGUCUUGCAGGAGAGUUUCUUUAGGGGUUUAGCAAGGUAUUAGAUUAUAGCUACAUUAUAUUUUGGUCGGUAUACGGUACAUUCCAGGCAAGCUUUAUAGUGACAAAUGGCUUUGCAACUGCACUUGGUUCCCUCCACCAGCACCACCCUGAGCUGGAGACGGGCAAUACAGUAGUUGUUGUUUUUUUCAGUGAGAAGAUUUUAUAUGAGUAGAAGCAAUGAAAACGGUUGGGGAGGCAGACAAUACAUGGCAUGUAACAUCUCAAACUGUUUUCAGCUCUCUUCAAAAAAGGAAGAACUGUAUCUUCCUAUCUCGGUAUAUCUGAAUACAGACAAUUCUACAGGACUAGAUGGAAUUCUCUUUAUCGUUUCUAUCGCUUUUCUGACAGGUCGUGUAGUGGGAUAUCGGAUUCUAGUCCACAGCCGGAGACAUGCUCAGCUAUAAAGCCUUGUGGAUGUCCUGGGGCCCACUACUGUCUCUUAGUUUAACCUGUAGCUUGCCAGAUUCAUCUUGGAUAAUGCCGUAUAUGCUGCCAUGAGAUUUGUGAAACAGGAGCAGGAUUAGGAUGUGACAAAUGAGUUACAAAGUACUUUAUAGUCCUCGUUACCUUGUACUGAUUCAGACCAUUUGUCCAGCUAGGUCAGUAUUGUCUAGACUGAGUGACAAUGACUCUUGCAUUUUCCAGCUCCGACUGAAGACGUCAAAGCUUGGAAAGCUUUGACUUUCCCCCUUAAAAUAGCUAUACAAUUAUUUCCAUUUUGCUGAGGCCAAGUGGAGACUUGGUCACUGAGCAGCCAUCCUGAUUUGUUUGCAAGGAGAUUAGAUGACACUUGCUUUGUAAUGAGCAUUCCUUCCAAUUUGUUUGCAGAGAAGUUAGAUGAUGGCUGCAUCAAAACAAAUGUUAUCCCACCUUUUCCAGGGCAUUUCCCCAUCAAUUUCCUUAUUGCAUAAGGUCCAGUAUUUUGGGAGAACAGGUUUGUUGCGCAAGGGGCUAUCCUUUUAACAACCUGAGUUUGUGUGUAUGUGACUGAAAUAAUGACAGUCUGUAAAUACCCUAAGAAACAGCAGAUUGCACAAAGCCACCCAUUCAAGUAAUUUAAACCCAGAUCUCCCAGUUCCCAGCUGCCAAAGGCUACAGAUCCAAAUUGCCUCUCAUUCCUAUGCCUGGGGCGAUUGACUCUUCAAUAGUGCAAUCUAUUUAAUCUAGAACCUUUCUGAUACUCAGUUUAUACGCUCCUGGAAGUUGCUGCAGCAUGGCUCCUCAACCACUACUCCUGGAAACAUUUGAUGGAACCAAAUCUGGGUCGGCAGAGCUAGUGACGCAUCAUUGCUUCCCAUAUCAAUGGUUCUGUACCAUGAGGCAUGGACAGGAACCAUGUGCUGGCCUUGGCUUCUUGAAUUCCUUCCUUCAAAUGUUAGGCGCAGCAUGGGAGUGGUUGUGCCUCUAUCGGUAGUGUAUAGGUUGGGCCUUGCAAUGAAAGUGAAAAGCAGCCUCAUUUAUUUGGGUGUAUCCAGAUAUCUCCAGGGUUUGGUAAUAGAAGACUUGGGAGUGCCAAGAAAUAGCAAGGGACACAUAGAAAGGUGAAGUCUUUAUGCUGAAGAGGCAGUCUAAGUAAGGUGAGAUGAUGAAACCAGAAACGUUACCUAUAGAAGAGAAUGGGAUUCUGUCUACUGUUCUUAAAGAGGGUUCUGUUUUUCUGCCUUCUGAACAGGAUGACUGUCAAGCUGUAAUUUAUACAGUAUGUCCUUUAUUCACACUUGUAGUGAAUGUAAUAUCCUUUCUUUAUGCUGGUUUUCAUGUGCUGUUAUUUUGGCCAUUUCACGAACAGACUAAGGUAAUUAGGUGUAUUAAGUGAUAUGCCUGAGCUGGAACUUCACAACACCACACCUUGUCAGGUCUGUGUUUCCCUUUGGAUUCUCAUGUGUCCAUUUCUGGACCCAGUUCAGAAUUCUGGUUUUGAUCUUUAAAGUCUUUAUUGGUAUGGGACCAAAGUUCCUGGAAGAUUGCCUUCGUCCACAUGUACAUACUCUGAUCUUAAGAGCUUCUUCCCAGUUCCUUCCUUUGGUGCACCCACCAGGUGAGGUCCUGCUGAGACAAGGGGCAUCUCAGUGGUGGUAGCCAGGAUAUGGAAUACCUUUGUCACAGAGAAACCCAGUGCCUACCUUGAUGCCAUUUGGUGCCAAGCAAAAAUGUUAUUGUUUUCCUAGGGUUUUAAAUCAUUUUGCUUCUGCUUCUUGUUCUUAUACUCCUUUUAUAUGCUUUAUUGUUGGCCUGCCUUCUUGUGCAUUUGAAUUUUUUUCUUGUCGUAAGCUGCCCAGGAGAACUUGUUGACACAUACCCAGCUAAAAGAAAUAGUACAUGAAUGUUGUCGGAGAACAGUUAUGGAUUUUUUCCUUCCUUAUAGGCACUGUUGAAUUGGGGGGGGGGCAGUCACUCUUUUUUGGGUAGGGUUGAGAGACUCUUAAGUAUUUAAGGUACCUUUGGGAAUUUCCUCCCAUUAAAUAUUAGGCUCCUUCUCUGCUGUCUCUUUUUGUGCCUACAGAAAGCCUGCCUCUUCCAACAAGUUUUUUUUUAUGUAGAGAUCUCUUAUAGUCUGCAUCUGUAUUGGGAUUUUUCAGAUGUUUUAUUGUUUGUGGGUUUGCCAUCCUGGGCUUCUUUGUGAGGAAGGGCAGGGUAUAAAAUAAAUAAAUGUCUAUGAAAAGCUUCCCGCAUGCUGGGGAUGCCCCAGAUAUGAUAAUAGCAUGACCUGCUACCACAAAAUGUCAAAGUUGUAUUCUGGUUUUCGCAACUGGCCGAGGGAAUAAUCCUAGCAGCAUGAAUGAGAGUGCAGCAAAAAUGCAAUCCAAGCAAGAAGUGUGAGGUCAUUACAGCUGCAGUUGUGGAUUCCUGGAUCUGCUUGAGAGAGGGACUGGAAGAUGAUACUUUCUGGAAGCAAGAGGGGUAGAGAAGGGGGGGAAGGAGCAGCCAGUGGCAUAGCGUGGGGGGUGCAGGGGGGGCCGGCCGCACCGGGCGCAACAUCUGGGGGGGGCGCGCACUCGCAGCUCUCUGCCCCUACCUGGCUCACUCACUCUCUCUCACUGCAGUGCUGGCUGUGCGAAUCCGAUCCGAGCCACUGGGUCACCGCCUACUGUGGAGGGGGUGGGUGCCAGGCGUGCGGUGCGGAGAGAGAGCGAGGGACUAUCUGGGAGAGGGACAGUGCAGCGGUCGCCCAGCGCAGCGCUGAGCGCGGGAGAGAACCACACCAGACCAGCCCAGGCAGCAGCAAGAAGAAGCUGGCAGCGGCAGCAGGUUAGGGGUUAGGGGGCGCAAAUUACUUGCCUUGCCCCAGGUUAGGGGGCGCAAAUUACUUGCCUUGCCCCGGGUGCUGACAACCCACGCUACGCCACUGGGAGCAGCAAAGGAAGAAUUAAAGAUGGUUACAACACAGUCCCAAGCAAUGCUGGAGUGGGUUUAGUCAUGCUGGCCACAUGACCUGGAAAGUUGUCUGUGGACAAACGCAGGCUCUUUUGGCGUGAAGUGAGAUGAGCAUCACAAUCCCAUAGUCGCCUUUGACUGGAUUAAACCAUCCAGGGGUCCCUUACCAUUUACACCAAAGUUAUGGUUAAAUAAAUUCUAAAUUGCAAACCAACUAAUAAAAAACCCUUAUGCCUCAUUUGAAAUUUAAAGGGUCCCUACUGGCUGUAUCAUGUGAGUGAUCAUAAUAUCACAAAAGUUAAAAACACUGGAACUAAAAACAAAAACAUUAUCAAAAGUUAAAGCCUGAAAUAUUUCAAAGCCUUUCUUUGUUUAUGUUACCCCACCCUUUUAUUGUAAUGACAAAAUGGUUGCAGUUCAGCAAAUAAAUCACAACAUGGAAAUAAUCUGCUUUUGUUAGGAAACAAUACCUUUCAGGUUGAACCUGCUGUCUGUGAGCUAUUAAAUAACAAGCAUCAGCAAAACUGGCAAAACUGGAGGGAAGGAUGGGAAGGACAGAUGUAUCUUAAUGAGAAAAAGUUUAUGAAACAUUGGAUAAUUUUACUUCUAUUAAGACCUUUCCAGUGUGUUCAGCCUUUUUUCCUUAGGAUACAUGUCCACAGGAUACCUCCAGUGAGCAGAAAUCUAGGUGCAGAAUGCUACAAAGAGUUAAUGUGAAUUGGUUUAUGCAUUGUCAUAACUGAAUUCAAAUACUUCUCUGAGGUAUAAUUUUAUAAGGAGGGCAAUUACCGAAUCAUGUGGCUUGUUCCCUGUUCCACCCCUUUUCUCUCUUAAACUGGGUACAAGGUUUUCAGCAGGAAAAUAUGGCUCAUGGCUCUCUCUUCUCUGUUUCAUAUUUUCUAAAUAUAACCUCUCAGAUACAAGUGGUGCAGCCUUAAAAUUUAAAAGAGUCUUUUAACAUCUAACCUGCAAAUGCAAAAGCCACCCAGUCUUCUGAACAUUCAACUACUCAAGAGCAAGACACAAAUGUGUGGCAUAAACAGUUUAAACUUAAGUUUAACAACACUUGCUCUGAAUAGAUGUUGUGGUUUGACUGUUUCCUGCAGAGGAUGGCCAAAACAAUGAUUUUUCCCCCCCUUCAAAAGCCAUGGAAACAGUUACCUUACAGUGUACACAAUCGCAACUCUCUUCUUCUCAUUCAGCAGUUACAAUUACAAUGCCUACAAUUCAAAAUAGAAUGGUGUUCUAGUUUAUUCUAGUUCCAACCUGGUCCAUACUGUUUGCAUGACUCCAGCAAGGGCAGAACACAAAGUGUGGGGAUGGACUCACAGAUUAGUGUAGUAUUUUAUUAGUAUUUGAGAAGCUUUAUAUUUAUUGAGUCAUUUUAAAUAUUUACGCUCCACUUUUUAGGGCAAUGUUCUAACGAGGUGGCUUUUCACCAAUAAAUAAAGAAUAAUUACAGUAAAAAUAGACAAUGUAAAUUAAUGGAAACUAGACACCAACCAAAAACAACACAAAUCCAGAAUGACAGAGUUCCAAUCAUGGAGUCUUAAGCAUAAGGAUCCAGAGAGACCUCAUUAUUAAAAGUAGUAAAAAUUAAUCAGAGAAGUCUUAAGUAAAACAAAUGAGUCAUUAGAGCUGAAUAAAAAGCAACUAAAAGGGGUCUGUCAAUGAUGGGGGCAGGCAGUUCUAAAGAUUCAAAGCAACUAAAGCUCUGUCUUAGUUGUUGUCAACCUGUUUUUUCCUGGCAGACCAAGAAACUCUGAGGUGAAUGAUCCUAAGGUUCAAGCAGGUUAAUAUGGGCAUAGGCAGGGUACAGGAAUGUGUGGUAGCAUCUCGGCUCCAGGGGUUUCUGGAUGAGUCAGAUUAUCUAGAUCCAUUCCAGUUUGGUUUCAGGCCUAAUUAUGGGAUAGAGACGGUUUUGAUCACCUCGGUAGAUGACAUCUGCCAGCAGUUGGAUAGGGAGAGUUGUCCCAGUUGGUUCUGUGGGACCUUUCAGCAGCUUUUUAUACUCUUGACCAUGGUAUCCUUCUGGGCUCCCUUGCUUCUGUUCUGGCCUCCGCACCAGCAUGCUGAUGGCACCUAACUAUUACAACAAAUAACACCAGGUCCAGAAGGCCAUCCAAGAUGUGUACCUGAUUCACCAAGGGCAGUGCAACUCUAUCCAGAACGGGUUGCAAACCUCCAUCCAGAUGGGAACUUUCUACGCAAAACAGUACUCUCCACCCCCUUGUAUUUCAGCUUAUUUGCCUUCAUCCAACCACAGUCAGAGUUUAGUGCUGCAGCUGGAGCCAUGAUACAUCUUUGGGGUCCACCCAACAAUGCACAGAGUGGGUUUUGACAGUCUUUUCUCCCCGCUUUUCAUCCUUUUUCUUCUGGCGGCCAUCACUAGCAUAAUGGUGAAGACCUGCAUUGCACCUUGGAUUCCUAGGUUAUCUGGGGAGUUCAAGAUGGAACACAUUGCACAGCCACUAGCUCUUAGCAAGCUAGCUGAUUACAGCUUGUCCAAAACAUGGAAUUUCAACGGCAGCCGUAAGUUGCUUUAAGUAGAACACAUUUGAUGCUUGGAAGUCACUUACACGUGGAGAAAAGUACAAAAUCUGAAAAGCACCUCACUGAAGACUCCUGAAUAAGCUUAGCAGUCAUGGAAUAAGAGGAAAUGUCCUCUUGAGGAUCAGGAACUAGUUAAGUAUUAGGAAGCAGAGAGGAAUAAAUGGACAGUUAUCCAGAUGGAGGAAUGUAGAAAGUGGACUUCACCAAGGAUUUCUAUUGGGAAUAUACUUUUAAACUUGUUUAUGAAUGACCCAGAGUUAAGGGUGAGCAGUGAAGUUGCCAAGUUUUUUAUGAUAUUAAGUUGCUCAAACAAAAAAGGUUGUGAAGAGCUCUAAAAGGGCACCUCCAAACUUAGUGAAUAUGGGGUAAAAUGGCAGGUGCAAGUCUGUGCAAACAAAUGUAAGGUGGUGUAUGUGUUGGGGGGGCCGCGUAAUUUCACAUACAAGCUCAUGCGGUCUGAACUGUCAGUGACUGACUGGGAACAAGACCUUGGGAUAGGAUCAGACAAAUUACUUGAAGAUAAAGGCUAUCAUAGGCUGCUAGGGUUGCCAUACAUCUGGAAUUUCCCAGACAUACCCAGAAGACUGCAUUCGGAAGCAGUGUCCGGGCGGAAAUCAGCAAAAUGUCCGGGAAAAUUCCAUGUGUAUGGCAACCCAUGUUGGUAGUGUCGUUUUUGCCGAUUUCCCUUAAAAAUAGCUCAAAACUGUCCAUUUUUGUGCGAUUUUCACUUUUUGAAAUAUGGCGACCCUAUUGGCUACUAUCCAUGAUAGCUAUGUUCUGCCAACACUGGGAGAACCAGAUGCUGGGCUAAGUGGCCCAUUGGUCUGUUUUUAUCCAUUACAGUUUAUAAUACACCAUAAAGCUUAUGAAUUUGUUGCAUUUUAGCUUGGACAAGAUGUCCCUCAUGGUCCCUUCCAACUCUACAAUUCUAUGAUGCUAUGAGCAGUGGAAUAGUGCAGUCAAGCACACAUAGUGGUGCAUGCAUGUACUAGCCUUUUUUUAGACAAAGCGAAAUGUUUUCAGUUUAUGAAAUUCAUAUAUCAAGCACUCUUGACAUUCCCUUAACCAACAUCCUGCCCUUCAGAGUUAUAAGAUAACUUUUCUAAUUUCAGUCACCCAUUGUGGGAUUUCAGUUGAAACCACCCAACUUUUUUUAGCGCGGUUGCACGAUAGAUUUCAAGUAAACUUUCACAAGGCUAUAAAAACAUGUUGAAUAAUAUAUAUUUGACAGUUGAUGCUGCAGAUAGAAUCCCGGUUGGAAAGAGGAGAAUGCCAAAUCUGACAGCUUGUCAGUUCCCUGAUCUUCAAACCACAAGCAGUCUCUCUGGUAGUGUUGCAUCUACUGUAUCAGCAGCAGCUGCUGGCUGCAAUUUCCCUGCUCCUGGCUUUUGCUGACCCCACCCACAGUAUGAAGGGGAUGUUUGGAUGUGAAUUAAAUAAUGUAGAAGAAGAAGAUUGAAAAGAUCAGAAAAGAAAUAAGAAAGCGGGUGCCUUAAAUGGCUUUCUUUUAAUUCCAUUUAAUGAAUGUGCAGUUUUACACAACUCUCUCUCUUUUGCUUCUUAAACCUUUAUUGGUAUACACAAUGUGGACAAAUAUCCACGUGCACAUUUCCCUCGAAGUAAACGGAGAGAAUUUUUUUAUUUAAAUAUGUGUUCUAAGUUCUAAGCACUUUGCAAACAUCCUCUGAACUAACUUGCCAAGCCAUGGAACACUUCUGAGGAAUUCUGCUCUAAUCCUGAGCUCAGCUGUUGCAUGCUUUUUUUGUGUAUAAUUUUUCUUUAUUAUUUUUUUAAAAAAUAUUAAUUGCACAGGUAAUUAUGCUGCCAAAGAUAACUCUUUGGGGUGACCUUGAUUUGGGGGGAAGGUUAAGCUCAUGAUUCAGUUUUCCACACGGAAAUUUGUUGGGCUUAGAAGUGCUGAACAAUGCGCAAGACCUAACAAGACAUGAAUGAUCUAGUUGAGAUUCCUGCAUUGCAGGGCGUGGACUAGAUGACCCUCGGGAUCCCUUCCAACCCGACAGUUGUAUGAUUCUAUGAUUCUAUGAUUCUAUAUUUGUCUACUCAGAAGUAAGGCUCAUUGUGUUUAAUGGGUUUUAUUCCCAGUUAAGUGUCUAAGACUUAGGGAUAGCACUGUCCAACUAAAUAGACUUUGUAGUAUACUAAUCUAUAGUAUCCAUAAAUAAGUAACGUAUGUCAAAACUCAGUAAGGAUUUAAACUCACACAAAAGAUGAACCAAAACUCUUUUGAGCUUGCAGAAAAUAAUGAUCAGGCAUGCUGUGCUAAAAAGGCUGCCCUGUUUGCUAGGAAUGGCACCAUUCUCAAGUGAUUCCCGUGCUGGCACUUAAUUUGGAGAAGUGUAUGGAAAGGAAGGGACGCGGGUGGCGCUGUGGGUUAAACCACAGAGCCUAGGGCUUGCCGAUCAGAAGGUCGGCUGUUCGAAUCCCUGCAACAGGGUGAGCUCCCGUUGCUUGGUCCCUGCUCCUGCCAACCUAGCAGUUCGAAAGCACGAAGUGCAAGUAGAUAAAUAGGUACCACUCUGGCAGGAAGUUAAACAGCAUUUCUGUGCGCUACUCUGGUUCGCCAGAAGCAGCUUAGUCAUGCUGGCCACAUGACCCGGAAGCUGUACGCCGGCUCCCUCGGCCAGUAAAGCGAGAUAAGAGCCACAACCCCAGAGUCGUCCGCGACUGGACCUAAUGGUCAGGGGUCCCUUUACCUUUACCUAUGGAAAGGAAAUGGUUGAUUCUGGCAUUAACAAACUCCCCAAGAAGGAAAAGGGUCUGCAAUAUACUUACUGCAAGUCAUGACAUGAUGCUUUGAUUUUGAAGAACUGCUGUGCAAGGCAUUGCCAAAGGGAAGUGAGUACGUGAUGCUGAUUUUCACUUUGUGGGGGUUUUUUGUUUGCUUGCUUCUGGGUGUGGACCUAAGCAAUCGGAUGUAGCAUGCAUGGGCAAAUAUCCUAAGUGUUACAACUUCGUUUUUCAUGCCUCAACUUUCCAUACUGAAAUGUCUGUGACUUCCAGGUGCCUGGAAAACUUUUCUGUAUUAUUUAGAAAAUGCCAACAUGACCGGGCAGGGCUUUUUUUUUUAAUUUUAAGGAUGGCUAAACCCAGAGCUGUCAAUCAGGCUUAGUUUCUAACUUCUGCAUCUGUAGGCAUAGAUGUGCUGGUGCUGGGAGAACCUUUAGCAGUAACAUGAGCUGCAGAAUGGACAGAAUCUUUGACACUAAAUGAAUAAUUGUGGAAGUAGUUAACAGUGAGCUAGUGGCAUUAUCUUAAAAAAAAUUCCAUAAAAUUUUAUUAACGUUUUUUCAUAAUACAAUUAAAACACUUAUCUAAAUAAAAACAAAAACAGAAAGUGGAACAGAAAAUGCAGAUAGCUGUCAAAGAUAGCUCUUUACCCUUGUCUCACACAAAAAGAGGUGGGCGCUCUCAGAUUUCACGUGGGAGCUUUUCAAUAGAUACAUAUUUUCAGUAGGGGCACCUUCUAGCCUACCAGAACCUUGUGAUCUUCAUCAGAAGUCCUUGUCUGGGCCACACUACGGUUUGGGAUUAGGUGGCUAGUGACUGGAAGGCUAGUGACCUUCUCACUCGUGCAUUUGGAAUAUCCUCACCAGAGAAGCUCACCUUCCCCCUAGUUUAACGAAUUUCUGGUACCUGGUGAUAACUUUAAUUUUCAGGCAUUUUAGUAAUUUGGAUUGGUUGACAUAUGGCAACCUGACAGAUUAGGUGGUCGAGUUUCCCAUAUUUGGGGGAAAGACAGGGGUCCCCACAUCAGGAAUGCAGUGGAUGAGCCUACCCUAGAAAAACCUUCAUGAUCAAGGUAUCUCCCCUGCCAGAUAACCCAACUACUACUAAAGGCUGUUGCCCUAAAAUACAAGAAUUUUGCACCAGCAGCAAAAAGCCUGCUGCACUACGCUUAAAUGUUCUGCUAACAGAAUCUGUGAUGCUGCACGGGAAUUAUCAAGAACCAGAAGUUCUCAAAAGAAGAUAACCAGAAGUUAUCAAAAGUUAAGAAGAAAAUUCAAACCAUCAAUUUCAGGUAUCUGGAGUCUGCAGUGCUCAGCCACAGAUAAAUCAUGUGAGAUGUCCACUUUUCUGUUUCAGCUCUAAAUGAAGAGUUUGCUCAGAUCAAUGGCAAACUCCUAAAUCAUAUCACCACGACAAUAAUCAAAUGUCACCCAUGUGUGUGGACUGUCUCACCAAGAGAUUUGUCUGUACCAACAGUACAGCAUUUAUUGUCACCUUGAAAAAGUCAUUCUCCUAAAUCUGAGGGAAGUCAGGAAGCGUCUUGAAACUUAGAUCUGAUUUUUGCCGACAGCAAGUUCCAGCCCUGACGUAACGAUAGCUGCUGCCAAACAGCUUUUAACUUGCACAAUCUUUUAGGAUCCUUAGAGGACCCUUUGCUAGUUAAAUAGCUAUAACAGAAGAAUUGCAGGUCUGACUUCUUGUAUAUCCAGUCUUAAACACAUUCUUUCAUUCUUUCAAACAUAUUUCUGAGAAUGGUGAAGUUAUAAUACAGCUUAUUUGGAAAGCAGUGUUAACAUGUUUCAUACCCCAUCCUUUGGUAGGGAAUAUGGAAUGGGGUCAAAGCAGUGUUAUCAGCAUUAAGUAUUUGAUCAUGAGAUAACUGGUUGGAGUGUGAUUAAGAUGGAAAAGUCGGUUCUCCUUCAUGGAGCAACCAUGACAUCCCCUGUUGCUGAGCGGGUUAGUUUGGAUGGCCACAAAUUUGAUUGGACACCUUCAAUUGUUGCUGCGGAAAAUUUAUUGUUGCAAUUUUAUUUGAUUGAUGUAUAUAUGUUCCCUGUGCACAGCGUUGAACUUCCUCUUUUUGCUGCGCACAUCGGAUCACCUGCCCACCCUCCCUUUAUUUAGGGUUUGUUUGCACUGACCUUGCUAUGCCUGUCAUGGGGUCGUCUGCCAUUGGGGCAGGGGCCUGGUAGGAAUUUUACCAUUUGGCUGAUUGGCUGGGGCCAUUUGGGUUUGCCUACUGCGUAGCAAGUCGUCACAAUUUGUAAGGUUGCGGUUAGGCAUUAGUUAAUUUUUUGGAUGGUGGAGGGGAUGUGGUUGGCUGUGCCUGCCUCUCCAAUGCUGCUGCUGCAAGGGUAUUCUGUUAAAGGAAUCCAGGGGCUCGCCAUUCUUUUGUCCGAAUCCCUGACAAAGGGCUAGGGCCACGCAAGAGCCCCUGGGAGCAUUUGGGGAGAGGUGAGAGCCUGGCACCCAGCUAUAUUCUCUCCCCAAAAUUGUUUAUCCUUACUGACUUCCGCACAGGUGUGGUUGUCAGUUCUGUUCCUACCUUCAAAUGGGAACAGAUAGUUGCUAACCAAUGCCUAAGCAACCACUCACAUACUGUAAUUCAAUAAAGUUGUGGCCAAAAUUAUGCCGAAAACCAAAACAAAAAUGAUGUGUGAAACGUGUUGUUAUUCGGGGGGUGUCUUGGGGGUCCUCAAGACGCAACAAAGACUCAACAAUCCUUGGAGUCAACUUCUGUGGUGCUUUGAUCUUUCCCCCCCAGGCCGUUGCAGAUUUGUCUGGUGGUUUUUAAGGUGGUUUAUGUUGUAAUUCGCCCUGAGAUCUGCGGAUGAAGGGCGGUAUACAAAUUCAGUAAAUGAAAUAAAAAUAAAAUAAGAAUCUAACUAAACGUUAUGUAAGCUUGUGUAUUGAAACCUAUGCCCCCCCCCCCAAAUUUCAAUGUAGUUUUUAAUAAACCCACUUUUUUGGGUCAGGAAGCUUCUUAGUGACAGGUUGAGUCAGGGUAUGUACACAUCAUACUAUUCCAAUCAUAUUCUUUCUCUCAUUAAUUCUGGGCACUCUCUUUUAUCCUGUACAGAGUUAUAACCUUUAACAAACUACAGUGCCCAGAAUUCUUUAAGUGAAAAGAUAUGCUUUGAAUGUGCCUUAAAGGUACAGUGCACGCCUAGCCUCAGAGUGGAGAACUGACAGGCAGAGGUAUGCUACAUCCCUUCCCUGUCCCUUAUUUUCUUCCUCAAACUGCUCUUCCUAGGAGUCAAUGAAUCUGUCAGUUUUGGCACCUUGCGGUUUCUCAUGUUUCCAAGUUCACCCCACAUUCAAAUACGUUCAUGUAUUAAAAAAAUCAAAAGGCUUGUAUGAAAAUUGGUAUAUUUGCAUAUGCAUUUCUUCCCAUAUAUGCAUUUUUUGCAUGCAAUUUUGCCAAGUAUGUGCAACUUUGCAAGCAAUUCGCCCCUAACGCAAUGCCACUUCACCCCCUGCAACAGCCCAGUAGGCAAGCUGAAUCACAAGUAAGAUAGCUUUCAUUCAGGAAAGUGCUAAUGCAAAUUAGGGUCUACAUGCUCUAACUAAAUAAAGAGCACUAGGGUCACAUCAGCAGCCAAACUUUUGUUUCACUGACAUAUAAAGGAGUUGAAAGAUAUAAUGCUUUAUGCUGAAUCAUAUUACAGGGUCUCUUGCAUCUCUGGCAUGCAAUGCACACUCCUCUGCCAAGAUUCAUCUGUAGAGAUAGGGGCACACAUAAACAAGCAAUGCAAAUCAGAAUUGUGGGUGUUUCUUUUUUCUGGCACCUCCAGCACAAUACAGAAGCCUAUGAAACUCAAAGAAACACCUAUGCCUGCAGCAUAAUCUGUGACAGCGAGGAGUCUUGGUUCUGUUUAUAGUAACUGUGUAUUCCAUCUGACUCAAUAUAUAGUGAAAAGUUGCCUAUAGUUUGAAAUGCCAAAGCAUUGAUUUUGAGCUUUCCAAGUGAAUAUCUGGGAGAUAUGCAUGUAUGGAAAAUGUCCCAACAAAGGAAAUACACAGUAUAAGAUGAAAUCGGGAGGAAAAACUAGGAUGAAGGUGUUACUGGACUGAGGAGAUUUCUGAAGUAAGGAUAUUAAAUGAGAACAUAGAAAUUAAGGAGGGAAACGCCAUAGAAAAGUCAAUAAAUGUCUGCUUGAUUGUAAAAAGGUGACAAAAUCAAUGGCAGAAUUUGAAAUGGGAAAGAGGAUAACUUGACUGAUGUUUUGAAGUCAGUACAAAGUUCUUUAAAGAGAUUGGAAACAUCCCUUAGCAACCACAGAGAAGAUUUAUUUCAAAUUGGAAUAACCCCCUCCUGAAAUAUCUGAGACAAUUCACCAACUAAGGAGAGCACAUCACUGCCAGGGAUUGGCAGAAAGAUGUGUUUAUGUCUGCCAAAUGAUAAUAACGUUAUCUAGUAAAUUCUCAGACACAUGUCUAUUUCACUCCCAGGGUGUGGGAUAUAGAUGAUUUCACCCAUGCAAGGUUUUCAUAGCAUCCACCUGAUGUUGUUGAUAUCAAAAUGCCAGCCUGUGUUUGUUCCCCAUUUACUCCAGAUCUAACCUUUCUGCUGUUCUGCAAGGUGUUCUGCUGAACUGGGCAGGUGAACAGGUAGUCAUGUGGAAUCUAUGAAACUAUUGCGUGUCGAGGUACCCAAGCCACCCCAAUAAAAGACAAUUCACACAUAAUUUUGGUUUAAGGUUUUUGGCAUAAUUUUGGCCACAGCUUUAUUAGAAUACAAAAAAUGUGAGUGGUUUGCUUAGGUAUUGGUUGCGACUAUCUGUCCCCACCCGGGGACAGACUGACAUUCACACACCCACGAAAGUCAGAAAGGGAAAACAUUUUGGGGAGAAAGAUGGAGCUGGGAACCAUGCCCUCACCUCUCCCGAAAUGCUCCCAGGGGCUCUUGCGUGGCCCUAGCCCCUUGACAGGGGUUCGGACAAAAGCAUGGCGAGCCCCUGGAUUCUUUUAACAGAAUACCCUUGCAGCAGCAGCAUUAGAGAGGCAGGCACAGCCAAUCCAUGCCCCUCCACCAACCAAAAAUCAACCGAUGCCUAACCGCAACCUUACAAGUUGUGAUGAUUUGCUACGCAGUAGUCAAAAACCAAAUGGCACCAGCCAAUCGGCCAAAUGGACAAAAUUCCUACCAGGCCCCUGCCACCAAAGCAGACGACCCCAUGACAGGCAUAGCAAGGUCAAGCAAACAACCCUAAAUAUGGGGAGGGUGGGCGGGUGAUCCAAUGCGUGCAGCGAAAAGAGGAAGCUCAACGCUGUGUGCCGGGAAUAUAAAACUUCUUGGCUGUUAAUCAAAAAAUGGCAACAACAAAUUCUCCCCAAUGACAUGAGGAGUCCAAUCACAAUGGUGGCCAACUACCUUUACCCGUCCAGGAACAGUGGGAUGUCUUGUAAGACCCCACCGCAACACGUGCUCUCCAUGAAGGAGAACACACUUUAACAGUGUUCGAAUGUAGCUUAUAACUGAUCUCCCUAGCAUUGCUAAGAAGCCAGCUGGGAGGUACCUGUGAAACCUUAGGCAGCACCCCUUUUUUGAAUUCAACAAAGCAAAUCAGAAAAUAAAACUAUGUAGGUAAAAAAAUAAGCCUGUCUUGUACUAGUCGUCCCUUGCAUUACUUCACUAUACUAACAAUGUUAUGCUACUCCUUCUUCCGCUAGGUUAUGAUAUACUAAUACUGAUUCACACACUAAAGAAUGAGCAAAGCCCUUACACUGGCAAUGCAUGAUCUCUGACAUAAGAAAACAGCUGCAUCAUCAGUUAUUACUACCUAAUGUGUAAUACAUGAAUCAUAACAGAGCUCCUUCACCAGAUUUGUUAAGGCAGGUUUCAAAAUACCAUCCUUCAGACAAGGUUCAAAUGUGCUGUUGAAAGUCUAAAAUGGCAAUAAGAUAUUACCCUCUUGCUUAACCCCUUCUAUAUAUAAAUAGAUAAAAGUUUUUAUUCAUUGAAAUAGGACUUUGUUUCAGCUAUCUUUGUCAGACAACUGCCUUUUUAGUUACUAUACUCCCUCCUUAAUGGGUUGCGUAACAAUACACCCACUCUUGGAAAAUGAUGAAACUUGAAGCUCCCAGAUGUCUGCAUGCUGGAAAUAUAUACCUACAAGAUGUCUCCAAAAUUUCUGUUGCUUCACAAUUUCCCUUCCAGAGAAGAUUAAAGGACAACUGCCACAGACCAAACAAGCAAGCAUCCACAAUAAAUGGAAACACUCCAUAGCUGACUGCAGUGUUGGCUAUGUUACAAAACCGUGUUGCCACCCUCUUCUGACAUAUGUAAAAGUGAAUGUUAAUGCUGAACAUCUAUUUCUAUUUGAAUCAUAAACAAACUGUUUGUAAGCUGCAGCUGGUCUGGAACAUUGAUGCUUGUUUGAAUUAAGGUGUAUUUCUAUAUAACUGUUUUCUCUGGAUCCGGCAUUCAUUUGUUAACCUAAUUAUUAUGGAUCAUCCGGAUGACAUCAUUGCCACCCUGUUGCAUUGCAGUAUUUAUUGUGGUACUCUUGUCUUUAGUCAGACCUGGUUCCUGCUUAUUGCAGUUCCAGGAAAGGCUGGCAAAGUGUUAUUAAGGUGCCUGGCGAAGGAACAAGCACAGGAGAUGAUGUUCCUGGUGAUGCCCCACCUUUUCCUGGUUGUAUUGCUAAUAGGCUAUGUGGAGAAAUACAUUUACCAGGACAGGGUUUGUUUUAUAUACAACAUAAAAGAGUUGCUGUGUAUGGGGAGUUAUUUGAAGGGUUAAGCUUGUAAUAUUAAGUAGGUGGUUGGCAGCUGGCAGUUAGUUGUGUAAGACCAGACUGCGAAGAGAUGGGUUCUUCUUAUACAGAAGUAGUGGGCUGUAAAAAAAUUCUUCUGAUUGGCUUGCUAGGCGAAAUUUUUGGGAACUUACUGGAUUGGAAAAGUGGUCUGAUGAGAGGGAGAAUGCUAUGCCAUUCAAAUUUGAUUGUUAGAAGGGCAGGUUGGCAAAUAAAAAGGCCAGUUCUACCGCUGUUCAGGGAAAAUGAGACUAGGAAAUGCAGUGGAAUAGAAGAAGGAGCUGGGUGAAAAGGCUAAAUAUGAAGAAUACAGGAGUAAAGGCUGGGAGAAAAGGCAGAAUAUGAUGGAAGGCAGGAGGCUACUGAAGCUGGGAAAUACCUGGCAGUAUAGUCUGAGAGAGCUGAAUUUCUGGCUUAAGCUGAAGAUUGUCAGAGAGGUCAUCGAAGGACUGUGAGCAUUGAGGAAGAGUUCAGCCAGGAGCUUCUGGAGCUGACCAGAGAGAGAAAAGCCAGAUUCUUCUGUACCUGGUGGUGUUGAGUGGUACCUCGGGUUAAGUACUUAAUUCGUUCUGGAGGUCCGUACUUAACCUGAAACUGUUCUUACCCUGAAGCACCACCUUAGCUAAUGGGGCCUCCUGCUGCUGCCGCACCGCCGGAGCACGAUUUCUGUUCUCAUCCUGAAGCAAAGUUCUUAACCUGAAGCACUAUUUCUGGGUUAGUGGAGCCUGUAACCUGAAGCGUAUGUAACCUGAAGCGUAUGUAACCCGAGGUACCACUGUAUAUGGCAUAUACAUAUAGGAGAAGGAACUAAGAUUUUAUCAUCCGUUUUAUAUAAGCUUCUCCAUUUCCAGACAACUAUAGGUCUAUAGAUGAAGGUAAACAGCAUAGUACAGGUAUAUGGUGGCAGUGGUUAAAAAGUGUGAAAAGUAAGUGCCAUGGUAGGAGUAAAGUAGAAACUCUUGUACACACUUGGUGAAUCCGCAGUGUUAAAUAGAAGCUGGUUCUCUAAUAUGAAGUGGACACUGUCCAUGUUUUUUUAACAACACUUACGGUAAUUGUUGUUUGAGAAUGAGUGAGGUAUACACUACUGGGAAUAAGCAGAGUAUGACUUUAAAAAAAAGUAUUUUCCAUUCCUGUGGGUUUGCAACAACACAACUGCAGUUUACCCUGCAGGUUUGGGUUUGGUGCAGCCACUCCUUGACUUUGUCUUGACAAGGGGUGGUAGUGGAUUGGUCAGGUAUAGGCAAGUGCAGCUAAAAUGAUGCCUGGCUAGUUCAGGGGUGAAGGUGCAAAUUUGAAGGUUCUGUGACAAUCCUAGAUCUAACAAGAAAGAGAAUGAGGAGAGACCUAACUGUAAAACUAACCAAGUGUAGGAAGAAGAGUAACUGAAGCAGUCUGAGUAACCAAAAGUCUAAACUGAGAAGGAAACAAAAUUAACAGGAAACAAACCUAACCACAAACUUUGCUGUGGAUGUUAUUUGGAAUGAAUCAUUUGUUCUCAUCAUCUUCAAAGUAACAUUUUCCCUUCGAUUCUUCCAAUUAACUGUGUUCUAUCAAAAGCUCAUAAACAAUGCCAUAUAAAAAUUCUGUUGAGUCCCAAGAAAUAUGGUUUGAGUCUUUUCAAGCAUAGGGUACCUUUACAAUUAAUGUGAAAAGGGCUGAAUGGGAGUGAGCUUGAAGUCCGUUAUGGCUGUGCCAUAGUUUGGUCUUUUUGACUGAACCAAGCUUUCACAUACACCUAACUGUUCUCUCACUAUUUUCAGAUUCUCCUCAGCAAUUUUUUCUCUUUACAUGCCCUCCAGGGAGGUUUGAUGGUCCUAUGCAAGCAUUGCUAUGAAAGUGAGCAGCUUAUCAGAACACAUGGAGGCACCAUGAAUUCUUCCACGAAUUUGUUUAAUCCAGUUUUAUUUUUAAACCACAUUCUCCUCCCGUCAGUAGUUUCUGGGGCUUGACUUCUUUCCUUUUUCAGGCAUAGUCUAGUCUGUUUCAUCCUUUUUGUCAAGGUUGCUAGCGGACAUCAUGUGCGUUUGUAUUAACUGGCUGGUAUUCAAGAUGUUUAAAAGUCAUCUAAAGCUAAAACCUCCGCUUUGCUGCCGUUUCUGAUACAAAAGCUUUUAGUGAAGUCAACAGAUGGUUUAGCGUUCAGUGAGUGCUUUUUCUUUCCUCCUUGUACUUGGCUACUGUCUGUUUUUUCUUCUCUAAUGAACUUUCCACUUAAGACUGUUCAGAAACAAAACAGUCAGUAUUGGAUAGCUCUGUGGAACUCUGAUGGAAGCAUUUAACAAAGCAUUUUACUUCUGAAUAUGAAUGAGUGUUGCCUUUUAUUUCAGUUAAAAGUUAUUUAUAGUUUAUCACGGUGCUUUUUAAAUUGAUUGUGCAAAGAUGCUUGACCAAUAGCAUGAACAGUAAUUGCAUCAUGGACAUGCAAAAAAGGCUGCUCACUUCACAUUGUCUGCUUUUGGCAGAAGACUGUGCUAUGGCUUAAUAUGAUUAUUCAUGGACUUCCUUCUGGCUACAUAGCCCAAAUGAGUAUGCUUUGUUUUGCUUUUGUUUUGUUUUAAUCUAAAACAAUUAUUCACAUAUAAAUUUCAGUAUUCCCCCAGCUUGCAUUUCCCUUAAGUGGCUUCAGCUGAAUUCUUAGAAGAGUGCCAGAAGAAGUUAAAAUCUGUGACCCCCCCCCUUGCAUAGUAACUGGGAUUACACCAAAGGUUCUCUGUGCUGUGAGCUGUUUUCCAGUAAGGUCAUUGGUGCCUGGUUAUGCUUUUAAUGAUCUCUACUUCUCCAGAGGCCAUGCCUGAUCAUUGUCUAAAUUGACAAACGGUGACUUCACUGCCUGAGCUCUUCAGUUUUCCUUUGCAACAUCUGCCGCAACUGCACAGCUGUGCCAUAUUCUGAUGCGGCCCAAAGACUCUUGUUCUAUUUUGAGGUGAAGCUAUUGUAAAUCGCAUAAUGUUUAGCAUAGCAAGGAAGGGAGUUUGGCCAGCGUUUUGACACCGUAUGGACGAUGGCGGUGUGUUUACCCCAACAACGGUUGUCAUACAGAUUAAGCAUAUUUGAAACUCCUGUUAGCAGCGUUAAAAAAAAAAGAGAAGGGAAGAAAAGGAGAAAGCGGUUGUUGCUGAGGAAAUGAAAGCAAUGUCUUGUUCCUACUUGUACCUACACAAUGUGCCUCCAUUUGCUUGGCUCAGUGUUCCUUACUUCAUCUCCAUAAAGCUGAUUUAAUGUAGUUAUUUAAUGUGCCAGAUUAGAUUCUGUGGCAGUCUAAUCCAGGGGCAGCCAGCAUGGUUUUGAACCACAACGCCCUUCACCCCAGGCUAUUGGCCAUGCUGGCUGAGUUGUAGUGUACAGUAUCUGGAGAGAACCACUUUGCUUGUUCUCUGCUCUACUCAUUAUGAAAGCACAUACAUAUACAAGGUAAACCAUUGUGGUUUGGUGGUCAGAGUAUUGAAUUAGGAAUGGGGAGAUCUGGGUUCAAAUCCUUACUCAGCCUUGAAGCUCAGUGGGUGAAUUUGAGCUCAUCACCGUCUCCUAACCUCUGAAAAUAAAAUGGGGCGUGGUGGAGGGAGAAGAACAAUGUAUGCCACUCUAAACUUAGAGGAAAUAUAGGAUGACAAAGUAGAAAGGAUAAAAUCUAAGGCCUUCAUAGGAUGGCUGAUCUUUCAGAAUUAAAUAUGACUCACUUUUUCUGCACUACAAAGUGCUAACCAUGAUAUAAAUACGUAUUUUUCGCUCUAUAACACGCACCUGACCAUAACACGCACGUAGUUUUUAGAGGAGGAAAAUCCGUAGGCAUGCCACCCAUAGGCAUUUCCUCCAUAACAUGCACAGACAUUUCCCCUUACUUUCUAGGAGGAAAAAAGUGAGUGUUAUGGUGCAAAAAAUACGGUAACUUGCUUAGAAACUGCUUGGGAGACUCUGGAUUUCAUCAGAAACUUACCUGGUUCCUCAUUGAAAAGGUCAGUCAGGGUUCACAAGUUGCACUGGAAUAGAUUGCUGGCCCAUUUCUGCUGAGCAUAGCUGCUAGGAGGUAUGGUUCUCACCCUCCUAGAAUAUUGUCCCUAGCAUUCCGGAAUGCACAUGGGGUUCCAUUGCCGACAAACUGAUAUCAAAAGGGUUCCCUAAAAGUAAGAACAAAAACAACAAAACUUUAGAAUGGUGUUGGAGACAUGUCCAAAAAUCCACAAAUGUUUUUUAUUGGUGACACCUCAGUGGCAAGUAAUGGCAGGCAGACAAGUUUUUCUGAAAGGCAAGUUGGCCAUCUUAUUGUUAUCCAGUGUACAACUGCUGGGAAUUUGGUACAUUCUCAGGCACAGGCUCAAGCCUCACCAGCAACCGGAAAACAAAUUAAACAUGCCCCAGAAUACUUUGCAGUGCACAGAAUGUUUUGUGGUAGAUACAGCUAAGUAGCACUUUUUAGAAGUAUGAAGCUUUGAGGAACCAACAUAGCAUGAUCAGCAGUUUUGAUGCCAUUUUUGUAAGGUUUUUUCCAUUGCUCAUUCCAUGUUCCUAGUGCUCAGCAACUAUGUCUCCAUAUGUUGUGGCAAGAGCUUCCUUUCCCAAGAAAAUGGCUUGGGUUGUUGACACGAUCGCCCCUGAGCACCCUCUCCUGCUUUGUGGAGCCUGCUUGGCUCCCUGGUAUUUAUUCUCCAGAGCUUUGGACGAGGACACAAGCUCUCUGUGACUUGUUUGCAAAGCAUUUUGAAGAUAAAAUCACUUGUAUCAAUCAGGAUCUUGACUGCUGUUACAGCAGAUGAAUCUCCACCCCCUGUCUCUCCCAUUUCCUUAUUUGUCAUUCUCAUCAUUUCCUCUAUGGGUGCCCUCUGUCUUUGAGCUCUUUGCUCUCCUACUUUCAAGGCUUGUUGGGUUCUGGGAGAUGGAGGGGCUGGGAUGCUUUCUAAUGACACUGUGUUAGUCAGCUGCCACUCCACUUCUGCCUCCUCCUGUCCCAUUAUUUCCCAAAUUUUCCCCUCACCUGCCUCUGAGCCGUGACCCCCCUCAAACCACUGUUGUGAAUCUAUACUGUCUUCCUCUUCCCUGGAAGGGUUACGUUGGGGAGGCGGUCUCCACCAUUCCUGCUGCCCAGUCCCUGACAGUGGGUGGCAUCACUUUGCGGUGGUUCUGGUCCUACUUGGAUGGUUGUUUCCAGAGCGUGAUUGGGGAGUGCUCUUUGGCCCCGUGGACUCUUCAGUGUGGGGUUCAUCAGUGUUUGAUUUUUAUGGAAAUAAUGCUGAUUUUCUAUGACCUUUUAGAUAAUUUUUGUGGGAGAGGAGUUAUUGGUUCAUUUUUGUUUUGUGUAUUUUGUGUUCUCAUUUUGUAUUUUUCUGUUGUGACCUGCCCUGUGAUCUUUGGAUGAAGGGCAGUGUACAAAUUUAAUAAAUCAUCAUUGCCAUCAAGGUGGCAUACAUCAGCUUUUGCUAACUUGGCGCCCUGUAGAUGUUUUAGAAUACAACUCCAUAAACCCCAGCCUGCAAGGGUUACUGGAUGUUACUGGUGAGAGUUGGUACCACGUUGGCCUGAGUCACAAGUGUGUGACCCAGUGUCAUACAGUGAGUUUCAUGGCCUAGUGGUGAUUUGUCUCUGAGCAUAUAUUGCCACUCUAACCGCUACACUGUGCUGGCAUGUACAUCACUCUGUGGUUUGAUUCAUGACACCAUUCUCUUUGAAACUGCUAGUGGACAAAGAAUUGGACGUUGCUUACAGGAAGUAGAGCUUACUGGUGCCCUUCAGCAAAUCAUUCUCUCUUAGCCUAAGUCUGCUGUUGAAGUCUUCACUGAUAUCUUCUUCUUUGGCGAUCACUCAUACCAGAGUAAGAUUGUCUUCCAUAAACUCGGUCUUAACAGUGACUCCAUAAAUGACUGUGGAGGCCAAUUCUGGAUCCACACGUCCUUCCACAGUGGGGACAUAGGUUUCUGGGUGGGAGUUGAUCACGGUGAGGGUUUGCCAAAUGUGCCUUCCUCUUAGCAUGUUUCUUCCUUUCAUCCUGAGUUUGCACAUCUUCAAAGUCCAUGACACCUUUGGUAAAGGCUGUUCUCCAAUUGGAGCGCUUGCAGGCCCAGUGUUUCCCAGUUAUCAGUGUUUAUACUUCAUUUUUAAAGAUUUGUUUUGAGAGAUACUUUAAACCUCUUUUGUUGGCCACCAGCAUUACGCUUUCCAUUUUUAAGUUCGGAAUAGAGUAGUUGCUUUGGAAGACGAUAAUCAGGCAUCUGAACAACAUGACCAGUCCAACGAAGUUGAUGUUGAAGAAUCAUUGCUUCAGCACUGGUGAUCUUUGCUUCUUCCAGUACACUGGCAUUAGUUCGUCUGCCUUCCCAAGCGAUGUGUAAAUUUUUUUGGAGACACUUCAACAUAUACUUCAGCAUUGGUCUAGGCAUGGGGCAAAAUGUGGAUAUUAAUGCUUUAAUAUUUAAAUGCCAUGGUUUAUACCACUUGUGCUUAUUGUCCACGGAUAAUAAAUCAUCCCCCAUGUAGAUCGAAUAAUCAUGCUUAACUUAAACAAACCACAAUGGGCGACAAACAAAGCAGAUAUACUCAAGAAAUGCAAGUCGCUUGAGGUGACUUUCUCAACAAGCUAAGAAGCUAAAUGGGAAGACUGCACCCCACGCAACACCCUGUGGAAUUUUACUCAGACGUAUCUCCAUGUCACCAAUCAUCCUGUCUGUGGUACUACUUUAUUACUCAUAGUUGUCUGUAGCCAUUAUCCAGUGGAACAUCUAAUCCUAAAUACGUUUGCCAAUUCAUAUGUCUGUGACAUUUGUGGAAUCUCUCUACGGUAUCUUAUUAUCUUAAGUUUUAAAUACCACACUUGUUGCUAGCCAACCUUUUUUUGGUAAAGAGAUGCUGUCACCCUCUUGAAACAAACAAUACGUUUGAAAACAAAAUAUAUCUUCCAAAAGUAAAAUAUAAAGUAAUACAAUGGUCUCAAGCUGGUUCAUGGAUAAUGUCUUUGGGGACAGGCUCACCUUUAGGAACUUGAUUCUCUGUUCAGCUUCAAUAGAGCAACUGAAAUAUUGGGAAAUAGUUAUUCUUUAGUCACCAUGGGACGUUUGUUUUAAUUGCUAAUCAUUGCCAGAAGUAGUUGUGAAGCUCAGCUUGCAUUGUAAAGAGCAGUCCUGCUUUGUGUUUAGAGUGUUUUAUUGAGAACCAGGAGGAAAAGUAAAAGACCUGGAAUGGUAUUGCUCAGUAUUGUGUAUAAUGCUGAAUUUCUAUUUUGAUGUCUUUCAACAGUGGGGUGUAAAUAAAUCAAAAAGAUGUGACCUUCCUUUUGCCAAUGCAUUGUAAAAAAAAGCGGGGGGGAUGGUCCCAGUUGUUCAUAUAUUAAGAAUGCCAGAAAGAAAUUUUUUACUAGGUUGUGUAGGCCUGGCUACUGUAGUCACUGGAACUAAAGUAUGCAGUUCCACCCACUUUAAAGCACAAUAAUUUUAUUUCAGUGAAAUUUGGGAUUGGUAAACUUCCUUUGUGUUGCACCCAAUGACUUUUCUCCUGAUAGUGAUUAUAUUAAACCAUCUGGCAUAUUUGAGUCAGGAAACGGAAACCAGAUUAGAGAAAAAUGUAAACAUUAAUCAAAGUUGGAUCUGAGAUGAAUUUCAUACUACUCAAUGCAUAUUUUCCUUGUAUUUAUGUGCUGUGAAAUCAGACAUAAUUAAUCAAGAAGCCAUUGGGUUUUUCAAAGCUUCACACUGCAGCUUGGUUUUAUCUGUAGCCCAAAUACAUGGUAAUGAAGAAGACACAAUUAUUGUAAUGAAUCUGAUUUAACACAUACAUACUGCACAUACAAAUAUGAGCAACCAAACUAAGGUUUCUUGAACAAGGUGUGUUUGAAAAGAAGUUGUGUGGGUGUGAUAAAUACUUUCAAGGAGCCUGAGGUUUGGGACAGGGAGGUUAAUGAGAGGCCAGAAUGACUAUAAAUGUUCCAAGUUGCCAGGCACAUCUGUUGUUAAAGACGUUACUGGUAAAUGGCCUAAAAUGGCUAGGAAAUAGAUACCUCUCUGAAAUGUGAGAGCCAGUUUUAGCAGAAAGCAAGUCUUUCUCCCCCACUCUCCCUGAAACAGAAACACAAAUUGCAGUUUUGAGUGGGGCAGAGAGAUAGGACCAGCCUUGAACUCUGGAAAGCACCCUUUUGGGGACUGCCUCAUUCUGCAGAACCGACAAAGGGCAAUAAAUUUUGCUGUUUGUGGUAGAUAAGCUGCGCCUCCACCAAAGCUCAACCUCUGAAAGGAAAUAAAAACCAGCCAAAUUUAGUACAAUUCAGAGAGGCGAAGCACAUGUAACAAUACAAUUAGACAGUUUGUGGGAGAUGCGUCUAGUGGGCAUGCUAUAAUUUGGCAUAGGAACUGCAAUGGGAACUUAGCCAAACUGUCUGAUAAGGAAACAACCUGUGGAACUCCAUUUUAACCUGGUUCCAUUUCCAGAUAUAUAAAGAUUCAGAAAGCAGCAUAACAAAAUGCAAAUGGUUAAGAACAGAGGUGGAUGUUAUUGGUCUCCAACCAUAUCUUCUUUGAUUAUUUGCCAUAUUGGCUGAGGUUCAUGGGAGUCUCAACAGCACCUGGGAGGGCUACAUGUUCCCCACCUCAGAAUUCAACAGACUGAAAAGAUAAUUUAGCUCAUGCUUGGCUGUACAGAAGCUUUACAAGAUACUAAUCCAUAAAAUGCCUAUUAGUGCUCAUAUUCAGGGACAAAUAACACAGCACAACAGUUUAAAUCUGAAUUCAUGUCAAACAUAUAGAAGAACUAUGCUUUGCGCCAUCAAAACCCUAAUAUUAUUGGAGCUUACAGCCUCCACUUCUCACUUCCUGCCCAUGUCUCAUCAAACAUUCUGCUCUGAACCGCAGAAACCAGAAACAAAAAUCCCAAAGUUAGAUGAGCACUUCCUGGUCUCCAUGGCAACCAUCUGCAGUUUUGCAUGCUUAAAUACUAGUUCUCUUUGCCUUUUUUUCCGUGAAGCAAAGCAAUAUUUCUGCAAAUACUUUGCUGCUGCAGUCACUUUGAUGUGCCUACACAUCUCUUAAUUACAUGGUGCACUAAGUUUUAAAAUAUAAAAUGGUAGCCUGUCUGAGUGUGAAACCUGCUGGUUCUGUACUUAAAAAGAAAAUAAAACACAGAAGGAAAAAUAACCCUCAUUAUUAUUAACAUUCAACAUUCGUCAUAGAGAAGCAAUGUUUGCAUAUACUUAUUUCAAGUAACGGAUGUAAAGCCAGGCUGUUGUGAAUGAUUAGCUGUGUGUGGUUAUGUUAGCAGGGAUGAAAAAGACUCUUUGGCUCUUACAUUUGAGCCCUUGGUUUCUGAAAGUCACAUGGCAAUUUCCUAAACAAAUAUCACUUCUUUGUGGGAAAGUUGGGUGUACUGUAUCUGUUCCCCCACGUCUGCAUGCACUGAAUAGCCACACAGUUGUGGCUUCGGGCCAUUGUCCCUUACCCAUGAUGAAAAGGAGGCCUUAAACAUGUUGCUUUAUGCAAACUAGAUGCCAUUUUCCCACAUGGAAGGUGAUAUCCAUUUAGAGUAUCAUCAUAUGGGAAGUGUCUUUAAACAAGGCACAGAAAUCUCUCUGAAAGAGAGAGUCUCAGGUGUUGGACAACAGGAACCGGAUAAGCGUGCUGCUUAAAUGCCUUGUUGAUCGUGCACUUGUAGUCAGCGCAGAUUCUCACCAACCCGUCUGGCUUGACAGGCGUGACGAUGGGGGUUUCCCACUUGGCGUGGUCAACCGGCUCCAAAACUCCUUGGGCGACCAGCUUGUCCAGUUGUUCGUCCACCUUAGCCUUGAGAGCAAAGGGAGCCCGGCGUGGCUUUAGCUUGAUGGAUCAAGGCUAAAGGAGAUGGGCGUACCUGUAUAUUGCCCCAAAGUGCCGUCAAAAACCUUGGCAAAGUCUUUGACCAGACUCUCAGUCUCUGCGUUAGAGAUGCAGUUGAUGCCGGUGACUUCCAGGCCGAGGGCAUCAAACCAGUCUAGCCCUAGGAGGCUUGGCCGCUGACCUUCGACCACCACCAGCUGGAGCAGGCCCGAAAAAUCCUUGAAGGCGAUCCGGAACCAGCCAACGCCUACCACGGGAAUGUCGUUUCCCUGGUAGUCUCUCAGGUGUACGCGGUGAGAGUCGAGUUGCCUUUUGGACACUCUGGGUACCAGUCUUUUGAUGGUGCUGCAAGACACGAUGGACAGGGCAGACCCGGUGUUGAUCUCCAUGUCACAUGGAGCUCCUUCAAUGAGCACCGUGAAGUUCAGCUUGCGUCGCGUAGGCGAGUCAGUUUGGCCAAUCGUGGUUCCAGACGGGCAGCGGCAGUUGGUGAGAGCGAAACAGCUUUCCUUGGCAGACUGGAGUGAAGACUUGGACUUGCGAGUCGGUGAAGGGGGGGUGUCAGAUGGAGCCGAUCGGCAGACCUUAGCGAUGUGGCCCCUUCUGGAACACGUCCGACAGAUGGCGUCUCUGAAUCGACACUUGGCACGGGAAUGGUUGCCUCCACAGCCGGCACAUUCUGGUUGGCCCUUGGACUUCUGUUGGAACUUCCUGCGCUCCCGCUUUGUCUGGUGCACGUCAUUGUCUUCACUGGAGGAUGCCUCAUCACUGCUGACCUCUUCGUGAUGCACUGGAUCUGGCUUCCUAGCAAGACGCGGGCUGCUGGCCUUGCGGAUCUCCUGGGCGUUCAGCAGCUUCUGAGGCCACAGCCUCUUCAAUGGCUUUCUGUAGCGUGAGGUCUGGCUUGGCGAGGAGAUGCCAUUGCAGAUGGAUGUCCCGGACCCUGCAGACGAUUCGAUCCAUCAGGGCAUCGUCUAAGUCUCGGAACUCGCAGUGCAUUGCAGCCUGUCUGAGGGCAGUGGUGUAGUUGCUGAUUGACUCCCCCUCUGCCUGGUUCCGGUGGUAAAACGCAUGGCGGGCAGCAAUCUUGGACGGCUUUGGCGCGUAGUGGUUGCGGAGCUUCUCUUGGAUCGUGUCCCAUGGUGUUGCCUGGACUGCUUCAGACGCAACCAAUGCUCGGGCUGUCUCAAACACCUCAGGCCCACAGAGGCUGAGGAAUAGGCCCCACUUCCGUUCAUUUGAUACUGAUGUCAGCUCGUUGGCUUGGAGGUAGCAGUCGAACCGAGCGAGGUAGGAGUCCCACGAUUCAGAGGCUGGCGCAAACGGCGGUAGAGGCACAAGUGAAGCCAUGAUUCCGAUGCCGGCGUGAAGGGCGAUGGAUGGAACACAGUGCUCUAGCCAGAACAGUCAGCUCUGAAUUGGUUCUGUCCAGUGAUUUCGCUCAGUGAUUUCGCUCUGUGAUUCAGCUCAGUGAUUCAGCUCAGUUCAGAGGAUGGCCACAUCUGGCUGUGCUCUGAUGUCCAUCGAUCCCAUCCUCAUCGCCAGUGUUAAGUUGUGGGUUGACAUAGCAGACGACACAGCGAUUUCUCCAAGCAGCUCUUUAUUUUGUAAGCUGGAACAGAACUAAACUGAGGAGCUCAGUCGGCCUGCUUAUAUAGAGCUCCAGAACAAUGUAACUGUUGCCAUUUUCUAAAACUAUCCAAUCACUGAACGUCACUUUUCGAUCCUUCAUUUGCAUAACUAUCUACAGUAUCCCCCUGCUGGCCCAGGGUGAGAACUUCAGUACAUAACAGUCGCUUGGAAAGGAUUCAAAUGUGUAUACUUCAGCCUAAACUGCAGCUUUUCCUGAAGAAAAAUAGUGGCCAAGUGACAAAGAACGGAAAAUCAUCAGAGGUGUUGACAGAAGUCUAAAAUAUUGUAUAAGAUGAGAAGAUAUGUUGUAUGACUGUUGGAACUGAUAUGUUAAAAAAAUCAAUAAAAAUGUAUAUAAAAAAAGAAAAAUAGAAAAAUAGUGGCCAUUGGGAAGCUUAUUGUAGUAGCAUUUAUAGGGUUGCUUAACAAUCUCCCCAGCAGCCAUUUUUCCUAUUCAGCUUGCAAUUUCAAGCCAUUGGUCAGGUGGAAACAAAGAUCCAAUUGUUUCCUGGUUCUGCCAGGAGUGGGGCUUUUCAAAUCUGUGUAGGGAAGGAACUAAUGGAAGGCAGGUUUCUUCUCUAGGUGAGGGCAGAAUCACUGAUAAUUCUCCAUCUUGCUUCUGUCAUAUCCUGCCACAGUAGUUGCCAGCAAGCAUCAGAAACACAGAGGGAGAAGAACAAGGAAUGUGGCUCAUGGAGGACAGAGAGAUAAUUGUUUCUGAGAAAAACUAGAGUUGUGGCCUGACUUCAACCAUCUGGUGGACAUAGAGUUUUGUUGCUACUGUCCUCAGAGCUAAAAGCUUUUGCUCUGUGUUAGGACUGAAAUGUGAAUCCGUUGCAAAUUUCACUUCCAGUUCAGAUAGACCAGGGGUGUCAAACUCAAAUUCAUCGGGGGCCGCACCAGCAGUUUGGUCACCCUCAAAGGGCCGGUUGUAUCUGUAGGACUAUGUGUCCACUCUUUAUUAUCAUAAAUUAUUGUCACUGCAUUCAAUUAUUACUGUUUUUUGUAAUAAUGUAAGUAAUAACUAGCUCUGAAAGCAGAAACAUAGAAUAAUGGCAAGUAGAUAUUCAAAUGUACAGUGCGCUCAAUAUAAAAACAAGUGCAUGCGCUCAAUAAAAACAAUGCACUCAAUAGAAAAACAAGUGGAGGUUUCCUGAAUGCAUGUAAAGUGGAGGUUUCCUGUGUAGAACGGCCGGCGCCGCUAGAGGGCAGACGUUCUCUGGCUUGUAGGCUGCCGCGCAUGCGCUGAAGAGGCGGCUUUCUUGUGUUAAAAAAAGAAGAAGCAAGAAUAAAAGGUGAAAGGUGAAGGCUGGCAGCCGGCAGCGGCUACACGGGCCACAUGACAGGCCUGGCGGCCAGAUUCGGCCCGCGGGCCUUGUGUUUGACACCCAUGAGAUAGACCCUCAGUAGGAAGUGCAGCAAAAUCCCUGCUUCAUUCUUUGUAAGGGAUUGUUGCCACCACUUUGCCCAGUUCCCCUUCUUUAUCAGCCGUGGGGCCUACAGCUGACUAGCAAUGAUCUUACAGGGCGUUCUGCUGAAGAGGUUACAGGAUACAAGGCAGAUAGAAGAAAAAGAAGACAGGCAAGGGCUUGGCUACGAAGGCUUGUGCUUGUGGAUUAACGAUCUCCAUGAUCUUUAAAAUGUGAAACAUGCUCAGGGGCAUUUCAUGGUUUCAUGCUGAAUCACCAAAGUCUUAUGGGCUGGCCGAGAUUAAUGAUUAGGACAAUUACAGCUUGUUGUGCGAGUUUUGCCUCUCUUAAGAGCCAUUAUUAAACAAUAUUGGCUUCCAGCUAUGGAACAUCACAUGGUGUCAGGAAAACAACAUUGCCAUGCCAGUGCCUGCCAGCUAUGAAGGACAAAGGAAGAAGAAAAUAGCUGAGGCCCAAUUUCUGAUUGCAUUGCAAAUGGGAUGGAAUACUUAGGCAACACGAGUCCAUCAUGCUUAAUGGAUCAGCAACGGACACCAUUUAAGAGCACUUCUCUCAGAUCACAUUUGAGAGGACUUCCCUUAGGAUUUCCACUAGUCCCUACUCUUAUCCCCUUAACAUUAGCUUUCUCUGCAGACAUUAGCAGGUGAUAUUUCCAUGCUGUGAAAAGCAUUACCCGCUCCCUACCUCUACUAUAGUCUGUCUUUCUUAUUAGGGAAGGAGAAUAUUUAGGAUGGUGCUAAGGGCCUUAGAAGGACACCAUUUACCUCCUGUAUGUUUGGUUACACUAUAUUUUCUGACACAAUGGUUUAUUUGAUAUAAAGCCAAAUUAUUGGAGAAGGGCUCUAGUAUUAAUACUGAGAAUGUAGUCAGGAAUUAAGCCACGAUUUAAAAAAAAAAACAUUCCAGAGAGAGAGAGAGAGAGAGAGAGAGAGAGAAUCUGAGUUCCUCUCCCUCAUACUAUGACUGGUUUAUGCCACUUGCAACCUGUGCAGCAACACUUUGCAGAAUUCCAGCUAAAGGAAUGCUUGACAAAAGUUGUGGACAACUGCAAAUUUGGCACAUGAACUAGUCUUUGCUAAUUGUGACUUUACUAAUUGGUGAAGCCCAAGUAGAGAUUUAUGCAUUUAUUUGUUCCUUGGUACACUUGACAAGGCUAGUGUUGCCUUGGAAAGGGGGAAAAAUAAACUUAAAGAAUGUUGGGUAAGAAUGCCCCACUUGCUCCCAUGUUGGAAUCCAAGCACAGUUGACAUUCUGCUUGUGGAAGAUGUAUCCUUUGCACUUGCAAGUGCUAGUUCUCCUCAUUAAAUAGUGAGCGUUCCAUGCUUACAAAAUCCUCAUAACCCACCUUUGCAUUUCAAACUAAUACUUAUUUCAAACUUGAAUGUAGAUACGAACCUUGAACAUUUCCUCUCCUCUUGACAUGUUCUGUUCAGCUAGUUUUUCUGAGGAAAAAAAAAAAGCAUUUUGAACCAAUGCCAGUCCUUAGAGAAGGUUUAUGCUAAUGUAAAUAGAUAUGUUUCAGAUUAGAUAGAAGGUAUUAUCAAGAGGAAACUAACUCAAACAUGCUCCUGUCAUGGAAAACUUCAUUUGUAACAUGAAAGAACUACUUAUCAUUUCCAAGGCCCUUUUGUACAGUGCUGCCCACCAAAUUCUGAGAUACGUCUUGAGUGUAAGGUCAAAAACGUAAAAUCUCCUCUGCUCCUUCCAGAAUUGUAUGGUUUGCUUAAAGUGCUUUUGGUUAAAUAAAUGGUUCAGUAAUGCCAAUAAAAUUUUUACUAGGAUUUUGAAACAGCCAAACAUCUGAUAUGGUAUUUAAAAUGUAAUGGCCAGUGUCAUUGGGUAAUCAGUUCUUUGUUUUGCUCUAAUUCACAGAUUUGAAUAUAAGUUGCAGAUAUGCAGGUGUUUUCCACGUUGAGAAAAACCGCCGUUAUAGCCUUUCAAGAGAAGAGGCCAUUGAGCUUUGUAAAGCUCUCAACAGCACCCUUCCAACAUGGGACCAGAUGCAGAAAGCUUAUGACCAAGGAUUUGAAACCUGCAGGUAGGAAAUCUACAGGUGUACUUUCAAAAAGUUUUGGAUAGUUUGUUUUUGGGAAUUGAAGUCCAGUAACAUCUGGAGCAACACCGGUUCCCCACCCCCUGCCUUAGAACAAGCCUGUAAAAUAGAACAGCAUAGUAAUCCCAUAUCUCUCAUUCAGCCCUAAGGGUUACAUGUGCGAAAAUUGUGUAUAGUCAAACACUUGGAGCUGCCACACGGCAAGCAGGUCAGGGGGAGAGAGAGAAUAUCUCCAGCACUCUCAGAGCUGGUGUGCUGAGGGGGCCUUGCCCAGCAAGCCAGGUGGAGCACUUUAAAGUUCUUUUUGCACCAGGUCCACUUGGCUUACCCAGCAUGAAAAGAGCUUUUAAGCGCUCAACUGUGCUUGUGGGGCAAUGCCUGCUCAGUGCAAUGGUUCUAGAAGGCUAGGGAUGCUCCUGCGAGAUCUCACUGAGCAUCCCAUAGCAUGCUGAACAGGUGUGGCCCAGCAAGCAAGGUGGAGAGCUUAUGAGCUCUUUUUGCACUCCGUAACUCCAAGCAGACUCAGCAUGAAAAUAGCUCUCAAGCUCUCUUCCGCCUUGCUUGGGGACUUGGGCAAUUUCAAUCAGCCUGCCUUCAACUGCAUAUAGCUGAAAUUUCACAGGUCAGAUGCACGUAAGAUGCGGGAUUAAUGUAGCAUUACCCCAUGUCAGAUGGAGAGACUGAGAGAAUAAUGUUUUGUUUGCCUUAAGGCCACCUAGGCAGUACCCAGCCAAGGCAAGAUUUGAGCGAGACUUCCCAUCUCCUGCUGCUAAUUACCCUGUUAGUCACUUUGCUGUGCCAGAUAUCAUCAUCAGCAUUGCGUAUAAGUACAAUAAAUAUUUACCAACAUUCUUGCCCACCUGCAGAGAUGUACAUGCCACAGGGCAGCUUACGCAUUGAUCUGGUAGUUGGGUUGUCUGGAAGGAAUUGUUACUUACCUUGGGCAACUACAUGGAAGCAGAACCGCAGCCUAAGGGCAACAUAUGCCUCAUUAACUUAACAUAUUAAAUUAGCUUAGGCCAUGUGUGUGGCACCAUUACUAAUAAUUAAAUUUUAUGAACAUGCAACCGAGGGAAAGCAAAUUGAUAAAGCACCACCUUCUUGUCUAUAACACAACCACCUAAGUACUCCUAAGUCCAUUCUGUCAAAAGGUUUAACUGCUUUGCUUUUGCAUCUUUAUGAUGUGAAUUUUAUUGCUGGUUUGUGAGCUACACAGUGCUUGGACUUGUGUAAGAGUACUUUCAAAAUGCACGGAGUAAAGGCAAAUUCAUUGGUAUGGAAAGUAAUCAGCCUAAUUAGCAUGGUAAGUAAUUAGAUUAGUUAGUUUCUGAUGGUGCAAUUGUUCAAAAAUAUUUAACUGUGUAUGGAAUAAAUGUCAAGCAGAGUUAUUAAUAGUUGCAUAGUCUCCAGGAAGCAUUAGCAAAAGGUCUUCACAGUCUUGUUUUCCCUAAGGGCCUGAGUUGCAUUAUUAUUUUGCAGGGUAUGGGAUAUAAAUUAAUGGGAUAAACAGAAUUAUAUUAGAAAAAUAUGAAGGAACCAUCUUAUCUAAAAUAAUGGUCAAUGAAGUUAUAGAAAAGUCUCUUCAGGCGCAAUUGGCAAAAUUCUUCUUCUUCUUUUUAAUGCAGUGUUCUGGCUUUCUCCUACCCACCACCCCAAGCUGGGAGGUGUGGGGGAAAGCCCUGUUGUGUAAGUCCUCAUGCAGACUUCCGCUAGCAGGACUCAUUAGUUGAAUCCUGCCCAAGGAACAAAAAUGAUUUAACUAAUUCUUCCCAAGCCCAUCCUUCCCAAGGGGCUCUGGAAAGGUUAUGGCAAUUCUAGAUAGGGCCGGGAUUGUGUGCCUUCUUGCAGUAAUGGCAGUGGUGAGACUAUCUACCCAGUAGAUAUUUUUUCCUAUCUUUAAAGUAUUCAAACAGAACGCAUGUUCUCUUAGAUCACAGCCACAUGUAGUAAGGAUGAGACGGAACCUUAAAGAUCCUUCUAAAUUUCACAACUUGGGAGACGGAGAGAGUCUUUCCAUAAUGGACAGCUGAAUAUCCCAUAUUAUGAUUUAUUUUCUUAUGCAAGGGGUUUAAAAGAUUAGUAUGGUGCCUAGGCUUGUUACAGAGGAUGAGACGGAUCAAGGUUGCUUUGUACAUACCAUGGUAACAAUCCUGGCAACUCUGUCACAUCAGACAUGCAUUGGCUCUGAAGAAACAGGUUCUGGUUUGGUAGAUAGUGUUGUUGGACCCAGAUUGGCAGCAGCAUGUUUUGCCAAUGUUUUGCAAUGUAGUGACCUUAAUAGUACAGUGGAAAUAGUUAUGAACAAGAAUUAUUCAUGUUUCUAAGCCCCAUACCGUGGCUCAGUGAGGAAAUUGGGACCUAACUGUUGUGUUCAAGUUCCACAACUGGAAGGGGAAAGGCUCCCAAAACUGUGUGUUGCAUGAUAUUACCUUAAGCCUUGCUAGUUUAUGGGAGAUGAUUUCUGAAUAUUUAAUGCAAUGAGUGUCUAAGGAAGAUCCUAAUUCAGGUCAUAAUGAAAGGGUGUCGGGUGAAACAAGAAGAGACUGGUCAAGGGGGGCGGGGGGAAUCAGAGCUUCUGCACCUUUUGUGGAGCAGGGAAUUUCCACAGGUUUUAAGGCAACGCAUUAGAGAAGCCCGGUCAUAUUUUGCAGGAAACUAGUGCCACAAUGCCAGUGUCCCUGUGCAUUCAUCUGAAAAGGGCUUCACUUUCUGCUUGAGUUGAUCUGUUACUAAAAAGCCAUUGCUAUAGUACAGUGGCUUUACUGUACACCUCGGAACAAAAGAAAUAACACUUUAACAGCCUGAUUCUACACACAUUUACUUGGCAAUCAGUCCCAGGUUGACAGGGAUCACAUUAAUGGAGUAUAAUUUUCUGCACCUCCAUCCUGAGCCAGAAGGUUGUAUCCAGCACUGCAUGAACAGCAUUCCACUCAUGAAAUAAGACAUUUUAUUCUUCUCCUGUCUCUGCACACCCCUCAAAAUCAGUGCUAGCUGCUACACAACCUCUCUUUGAGGUUGUGCAGUGGACUGCAGAGGAGGGUGGGGAAGUCUGUUGCACUAGUGGGUGAUAGUUGCACAAAUGGAACAGCAGUAUUCUAUACAAGCCAGAGUUUCAGCAGCGGCUACCUUAGGGCCUGUCCAAAUUUCUGCUUGUGCCUCUGCUUUCCCCCAAGGAAAACCCACUCUUUACCGCUCAACUGGAUCAAACGCUGAUUAGGUUUUACACAGGUUGAUGCUUGCCUACAAUUCAGCAGGUUUCAAAUGGAAAACCUUUAGGACCUGUGCUUUCUAUGCAGAGAGUAAGCGGAAGUGUAGAUGAGUCCUUAGCUGUCUCUCCCCAAUCAAAAGCCAUUUUUAAAAGGGGGGGGGGGUGCAGAGAUGUUGAUUAACUUUCAAUAAACCUUUUCGGCAAAGAAGAUUUAAAGGAAAUCGGUACUAAAUGUACUAGAAACUCAGGAUAGUACUGCAAAAUAACCUUCAUUUGUUACAUAAUUUUAUUAACCACAUGUUCCACUGAAACAUUCAUUGAAUCAGUUUAUGGAGUUCCAUAUAUGCUGGAAAGCCCUAUGCUCAGUACAGAACAGCAAGGGGACGUUACUUAUUUUAGCCAGCAUUCCAUGUGUAGAUUAUUGCUACAUUUCAACAUUUUAUUGAAGCUUUGCAAAGUUUAGAGCAUGGUAUGUUUUUCAUCAUCCUUGCUUCUCCUUCACUGUUGUGCUCUGCCCUUUUUUGCAAUAACCCCGUCAGUUUCUUCUGCUGGUAAGUUAGGAAAAUAUAGAGACUGGGUUAAUGGAACACAGACCGGAAAGAGAUUGCUUAUAGCUCCCUAGUAUAACCCUUUGUGUAAAUAUGGGGCCAUUCACCCUUUAAUAUUUUAUCCCCACCCACCACAGUGACAUCUGGAAUUCAGAACACAGCAGCUUGCACAGCAAAUAGCUUUAGAUGCCCCAAGACAGUGGGCCUGCCAAUUGUGCUGCAGGAAAAUUCCUUCCCUUUCCAAAUCCAAUGUCCUAAUGUCAUUCCUAAUGACCAGUACACACCUGACAAAUAAUUUAUAUUAUUGUUACAUCCAAGUAAUCAGUGACGCCACCUAAUAAUGAAUCAAGCCUUUAGUCUAUCUAGCUCAGUACUUUCAGUAGCACCUUAGAGACCAACUAAAUUUGUUAUGGGUAUGGAGCUUUCAUGUGCAUGCACACUUCUUCAGAUACAGUGUGCAUGCACACGAAAGCUCAUACCCAUAACAAACUUAGUUAGUCUCUAAGGUGCUACUGGAAGGAAUUUUUUUAUUUUGUUUCGACUACAGCAGACCAACACGGCUACCUACCUAUGACUAGCUCAGUACUGUCAAAGCUGUGUGCAGUUGCUUUCUAGAAUUUCAGAUAGCACUGUUUCUCAACCCUGUUACCUGGGAUUUUUAUUUUAAACAAGAGAUAUCAGAAGUACAUGGAGUCAGAGGCCUGCAUGUUCUCUCUUACUCAAAUAUUGUCCCUUCCAUUUCCUACAAUGAGCAUUUCUAUUUAAAAAAUAAAACAAAAGCAAAACAUCUGGAACCCAUUGUAGUGUAUACAUAUUCAAUACAGCAAUAUUAAGAAUAACAAUAAUAUGUCCCAUCUGCUGCUACACCUGCUGUCUCUAGAAGAGCAGAGUUUCUGGGACUCUAACUUGGACCUUCCAAAGCAUUUUCCCAAAUGGUUUAAUCCACUGCAGUACUAUAGUGCCAUAAUUGUUCUAUAAUUCAUUUAAAAUAUCUAGUAGAAUGCAGGAUGGAUCAUGGCUUGAAAGAUACACACACACACACACACAUCAAUUAUGUGGACAGAAUCAGAGUCAGUCUUCAGUAGUUGUAGUAGUAUUUAUAUGCUGCCCAUCUGACUGAGUUGCCCCAGCUACUCUGAGCGCCUUCCAACAAAUUAUAAAACCACAGUAAAGCAUCAAGCUUUAAAAACUUCCCCAUACAGGGCUGCCUUCAGAUGUCUUCUAAACAUCAGAUAGUUGUUUAUUUCCUUGACAUCUGAUGGGAGGUCAUUCCACAGGGUGGGCGCCACUACCGAGAAGGCCCUCUGCCUGGUUCCGUGUAGUUUCACUUCUCAAAGUGAGGGAACUGUCAAAAUGUCCUCAGAGCUAGAUCUCAGUGUCUGGGCUGAAUGAUGGGGGGAAAGACGCUCCUUCAGUUUGGUUGAUGUGGUUCCUUCACAGAUGCUUUGUGGUAGUAUACAAUUCUGUGUACAUUGGUUAUUUACCUAGAUGCAUCAAUAUGUUUAUGCCUCUUUUUCCUAGAUAUGGUUAUAUAGAAGAAAAAAUUGUAGUUCCUCGACACACCCCUUAUGCACUCUGCGCAGCAAACCACACUGGGAUAUACGUACUUUCGUCAAAUAUAUCCGACAAAUAUGAUACAUAUUGCUUCAAUUCAUCAGGUAUGUUUGGGUUUGUUCACAUGCUUCCUAACAGAGAUAUUUUGCUGCCGCACAUGCUAUGUCUCAGUUUGUUGAAAUAAAUGUUAUAUCUUACAAAGCGGAAUAUGCAGGAGACAUAUGCUAAAAACAGAUUUUUUGGGCAUGCCUGCAUAACUGCUGACACACCAAGUUGAACAUAUUCAACCAGUCAUCAUAUAUUUCGGCCCAACCCCUCCCCACUUUUUUGCAAUUUCCAGCAGGCAACAAAAAACCCAGUAUGCAGAUCAGAUAUGUAGAGGCCUCCUCAUGCAUUUGGUGUACUUCUCCACAAAAAUUGCUCUAAAAAUUGGACUCUACCCACUGCAAACCUCAAUAAAUGGCUCAGGCCUCAGUGUACAGCUGUCGCCAUCAUAUCCCAUUUGGCUAAUGAAGUCUGGUGGAUUUAGGCAACUGGGGCAGGAUCUCAGUGUCCUGAGAAAUAAACAUUUGCAUUGCGGUCCAGAUGGGGCUGAUAUGUCCUAAGAAGCUGACAUGUGGCUGAACGGUGAGAGUCCUAUCCCUUCGUCCCUCCCCACAAAAUUAAAUUUUUGGAUGAUGCUGGCUUAAAAAGCAGGAAAGGUCUAACUACAACAUUCUUGAGUGUGUGGGGCAGUUAGGAAGGAGAUGAUGCUUCUGAUCCACACAAACAGUUACAGGCCAUACAAAUUUUGAACUGCUGUCAAGUUUUUAAGGAUUUAUCCUUAAAAUGAUUUUAAGGAUUUAUCUGCUGUUCUAAUUAUCUGCUGUUCUAAUUAUGCAUCCCAGCUUCUAUUUUUUAACAGAAGCUCACACUUAGCAUGAUUACAAUCUGCAUUUGUAUUGGCAUUGUUUUAAAUACGUUUUAUUACUUGUUUGUCAGCUUCUGUGGUAGGAAAAGUGGGAUAUAAAUUUAGUAAGUAAAUGAAUGAAUGUAGUAUGUAUGCCAAUUCCAAAUUCAAGACCCUAAACCUACAGGUGUGGAAGACUUACUUUUGUCCAUGGGAUGGUUGAGUUCUCAGCUGAAACCUGUUGCAUAGCCACCGCUUUAGUGUCAGUUCUCAUUUCCUUUGUUGCUUCUAACAAAAAUUAACCAGAUAAUAUUUUGCUCUCCCCUUUGUAGAAUCAAGGGACAUAGUUUGUGACCCCGUCAUAAAGUUAUACUCCAUUUGGCCUGAUGAAGAUAGCAAAAUAGGUAAGAGCUGAAUUUCAUACAUUUUUGUGUUGAGCUAUAUUUUGCAGGCUCUGAAACAAACCUUUGCAAACAUUUAAUGUGCCAUAAGAAAGCAUAUUCAGAAAAUGUGUAUAGAGUUUUGUAUACAUUUUAGAAUAGAAUAACCUCCUAUAGGUAUUUAGUAUAAUCUAGUACAACUUCAUGGUAUAAUCAUCUGCCUGAUUUUUAAACUAUUUAUUUUCCAUUUAUCUGCUAGAAUUAGGCCUUAUAAGAUCAUUCGGAGGUGAUAAAAAUCAGCCAUAUUAUUAUCAAAUUAAAUAAGUGAGACCCUGCAGCAAAAUUUUGUGUGUAUAGGUGUUUCUGCCCUCUAACUUCUCUCCCACUGACUAUUUCUUGGCUUAGAGCCUUUGAAACACAUGCAUUAAUCUCCAUGUUCUUUUUGGUACAUUACAAGAAGCAUUUGUGCAUCUUCUUCCUUGAUGGAUGUUUAUUUUAACACACAUUGCCUGCCUUGGUUGAAUCCAGAACACAUUGUCAGACUUGAAUAAGUCACUGUAUUGGAUAGUUUAUCAAACAUACUGAUUAUCCUGUCAACAGUACAAUGAAGUAGAUUGUUACAGGCGGCAGACAGUUCUUGAAUGUAAUAUUCACGACACAAUAAUUGUUUUAAUAUAGCUAAAUAACUAUCAAACUGUCUAUCAAAAGCACUGAAGAUUAGAAAGAAAUAGUUUCAAGUUGUAGCAAAGCACAUUUAGAUUGGCCAUUGUACAACGAGCAGAACAACUGGAAAAUGAAGGAGCGUGUAACACCUCUUCCCCUGCAAUCCUUUAAAUGAUAAUCUGUCAUGGAUAGUUCAAGCCUAGCAAACUGUUCUCCAAAGGAUUUUGCUACAUGCUCCUUCUAACCUAUUGGCUUUAUGAGUCUCCUGCAAAAAGUAAGCACCAUAGGGAAGUCUGCAGGUGCAUGGCCUUCUGUAUUGUACUUUGUUGGAAAACAUUUUACUAUCCUAGCAGCAAAUGCCAUUGCAUAGACAGUGCAUGACACAAUUCAGAGUACAAAAAAGUUCCCACAGGGCAGAGUGCCUUAAGUGCACGAUAAAACCUUUCCUACUCCCAGGAGGGAAGGGGUUGUGAGCGGGAGACGAUUCCUGCGUCAUGCAGGGGGCGCUCCGCCCCCUGCUUCAAUUCCAGGGCUGGCGCCACGCCCCUCCCCGAUUGGGCACCCAAUAGGGAAGCUCAACAGGGGCGUGGCUUGCAGCUCAAACGCAGCCGCGCCAGCCAUCCCCACCAUUGCACACACAUUUUCUUCGAGUCACCCACCCUCCACUCCCUUUAGCUGUUCCUGAGACUUUGCUAUGGACCUCUGGUUGGUCGCCCUGUUUAACCAGGGGGCCUGGUAGGAGUUUUUUCCAAUUGGCUAAAUUGGCCCGGCCUCUUGGUUUUUUUUCGCCUACCUCGUAGCAACCGUCACAGCUUUCGUGGUAUUUGGCGGUUAGGCAUUGGAAUGUGUUGUUGGUGUUUCGGGGGGCAAGGUGUGCCCAUCGCCUUCCCCAACAAUUUUGGGUAUUCCGCUAAAGGAUUCCGGUGGUCGUGGAUCCUGUCCGAUGCCCGUGUGGCAGGAGGUCAUGGCACGACCCUCGGUGACAUCAGGAAGAGAGCCUAUAGUUGGAUUAGCAUCAACAAGUUUCCCCUACUGGUGGUUAACCCCUCCUCAGACUCACCCCUCUACGAGUGGGUGGAGUCUAAUGUUCCGCGGUCCAAUGCCUAAGCCAAUACCUUCUCACAUGCUGUAAUCAAUAAAGUUGUGGCCUUUACCUUACCCAUUAACCUUACAUUCUGUGUCCACGUGUCUUUAUUCCCCAAGCGGGGAUCGGGUCCUCGAAUCACAACCACAAAAUGGCUACGUUUUACGAAGAAGAGAUGACUUGUACAAUGUGCAUCUACCGUAUUUUUCGCCACAUAGGACGCACUUUUUCCCCUCCAAAAAUGAAGGGGAAAUGUGUGUGCGUCCUAUGGGGCGAAUGCAGGCUUUCGCUGAAGCCUGGAGAGCGAGAGGCAUCGGUGCGCACCGACCCCUCUCGCUCUCCAGGCUUCAGGAAGCUAUCCGCAAGCCUUGCAAGCCCAGCGGGAGUUCCCGCGGGCUCACAAGGCUUGCGGGCAGCAGCCUGCAGCCCCGGUGAGUGUCCGCAAGCCUCGCGCGCUCGGCAGGAGGUCCCACCGAGCGCGCGAGGCUUGGGGCGGCAGCUUGUCGCCCGAAGCACGGGGAGCCCUCCGGAGGGCUCCCCGUGCUUCAGGCGAGUGUCUGCAAGCCUUGAGCGCCCGGCAGGAGGUCCCGCCGGGCGCGCGAGGCUUGGGGCGGCAGCCUGCAGCCCGAAGCACGCGGAGCCCUCCGGAGGGUGCCCCGUGCUUCGGGCAGGUGUGCGCAAGGCUUGGGGUGGCAGCCGCGGCGGGGGGGGGAAUAAUUUUUUUUAAUUCAUUCCCCCCCCCCAAAAAAACGACGUGCGUCCUAUGGGCCAGUGCGCCCUAUAGGACGAAAAAUACGGUAACUUCUUUGUACAUAAAACAUUCUAAAAGUGGUCAGGAGAAUAUAACCACUUGUCUUCUUAUACGUAUGCCUAUGUGGAAAGGUUUUCCUCAUCAUUUGGCAGGAUCUUGACAUUAGCCCAGUUUGGGCACAAUUUUAACUGCAGUUUAGGACUAUGCAAACAAUCCUUAGGCUUGUACACUCCAGCUUUCUCUCUCCUCCUGUACCAUGUCCAUGAGGAGAUUGGAAACACCCAUUGCUUCUUUUUAAUUAACUGCAGUUUAUCAUUAAGCCUAAGAAGGAUAAACUGUGGUUAGUCUAAACUUAAAUUGUUUUUUUAAAACAAACCAGAAUCAAAUCAUAGUUUAUCAUCCUGGCUUGUUUCAGAAACCAUAGUUUAGUUUGAACUAAUCAGAGUUCCCGAUUCAGAUGUAACAAUAAACACUGGUUGCCUCUUCGUAGAACAGAUGGGAGUAUGUAAGUGUGACACUCACUGCUGCUUAAAACAAGGUUUGAACUUGGCUCUAAGUAGUUGAAGGCACAGGUUCCGUGGUAAGUUACCACAUGGGAGAUAGUACUGCAACAGGACAGCUAUCUUGCUGGAAAUGUUCCUCUGUUCAGCUAUGUUUAAUUCCUUACUUCCUCUUUCCGACAGAAAUAUACAAUCCUGAUGGAUCACACUAUAUUGAUGGAGAGAGAUUCACAAAACGGCCACCCAUUAAUGAAGAUGAAAAUACUGGCGGCAGUGGUUCUGCAAAUGACAGAUCAACGACAGAUCCCAAUGUUAUCAGUCCGGGUAUCUCGUCACAUUUUCCUCAUCAUACAGGUAUCACUGGGAUUUACUAUUUAAGUCAUGAUGUGAAAAAGUAGCAACUAUCAAUGAGGAUAAUUUCCUUCUGCCAUAAACAAAAGAAUAUUGUAAAUGAUUCAUCUAACAUAGUGCCGAUAAAUUCUGAGUAGUGCCCUUGUUAGUCUAUUAUAGCAGAAACUAGAGUACUGCUCCAGUAAUAUAAUGAAAAAAUGCACAAAGUUGUUCGAAGAAUUCAUAAUGAAAACAGUAUGGGUGGUAGGUCACUCAUUUAUCCAUUAUGCAACUCAUUUAUCUAUUAUUACACAGAUGGUGGUAUUUUUACCUCAAAAGAGCCUUUUGCGGGGAAGGAUGAAGAUGCAACUGAUGCUCCAAAUACACAUGAUGGCCACCAUGAAGGAGGACAUUCUAAAGACCAGCAGCCCCAAAGUCCUAGUAAGUGUAACAAUUGUAUUAGGUACAUUUUAUGUAAACUUUCCUGUGCUUCUGGAAGAGACAAGAAGGGAAAUCUGAUGUGUGGUAGAAAUAAGAUUGAAUAAGGAUUAGUUUGCACAAUCUUUAUGUUGUGUAGUUGUGUACGUUGUUGCAGUGGUGAGCUCACAAUCAGUGUUGCUCUUUGUCCCUAGUGUGGCAUGUCUGAUUGGUCCAGAGGCAUGAUAUGUCUCCCUCAAAAAAGGGAAGACUGAUCUCAUGGUUAGUGUAUGUAUGCUGAUCACAAAUUCUACUUGUAGUGGUCGACUGUGCAUGGGCCUGAUACCCACUCCAUGAAGCAGUGCUAUGUAGAAUGUACAAGUUUGCCAAAUCUAGCCUCUACAAGUCUGUGUUUAAAGUUGUGAUUAAUUAAACUAUUGCAUUAAUAUCUCCAGUGUGCUAUUGUGUCAGAUGUCCAAGAGUUCUGGAAAUAUGCAAUUAGGCUCUUCAGAAAGCUGUCUUCCAUUUGUGAAAGGCAUUUUUCCUUUUGAUACAUACUGCAUGAGUAUGUGGUUUUCAGUUAAUUGAGGCCAUACUGACAGAAUGGUGCUUGAGGAUCCCUUUUUUCUCAGUUGGACAAUAUAGAAAAACUAAAAAAUACUCAUUGAAAAUCUGAAGGGUAGUUCUAUGGCUAUUUGUUUGAAUUAGAAGAAGUCUAGAUUCAUCUGGUCAUUAUUAUCUCUCAGGGAUGGAGAGAAGCCUCAGUUUGAGAUUUUGUGAUCCAGGUUUUCUUGAUAGGAGUUAAAAAUGUUGCUUUCAUCUUGGGGUUCUUUGUAUGCACUUAAUUUUGUGUCUCCUGAAAUAUAUAUGUGUGUGUGUGUGUGUGUGUGUGUGUGUGUGUGUGUAUGAGAGAGACAGAGAGACAGAGAGACUGAAUUCUCUGACCAAAGCCCAGAUGAUUUUGAUAUCUCUCUGGAUCACCACUUUUCACAUGAACUACUAUUAAGGCAUCAUUUUCCUUUAUUUGUAUGAUCAUCUCAAUACAUGCAAGUUGGCCAGCACUGCCAUUUAAAUGGGCUUCUUUUGAUCAUUCACUGAAAUGUACUUUUUAACUGCUGAACGAUGUGGUUGACAUUGCAACUUUCUAGAUAAACCUGUUUAGGUUUACUUUGGGACUUCUUGAAGAAAUAAUGAGCAAGAAGGAAAUUAGCUGCAUCCUAGCAAUAAAAAUGUAUUUUAAUGGUCUCACACAGUAGUGUCACUAGUUAUUUCCUGCUUCUUAAAAUAAUGUUAAUUCCCCCCCCCCCUCAGUGCAAGGUAACUCCUGAUGUUGAGUAAAAUGUACAAUUUGUACUGGUGGUGGUGACUUCCCUUCAUGUAGCAAUGCAUAACAUGGAGAAAGGCUUCACUAACAGCUGAUGCUCCAGAAGCCAGGGCAAGGCAUAUAGGUGCUGGAAGGAAGAUUGGUAUUAGGGAUGUGUGAAAUAUGUCCUGCAUGCUGGGACAGCAAGAAUUUGAGACCAAUACCUGCAAAAGCAUUGUGUUUGAAUCACCAGCUUUACACUGCAUGCGUAUUGUCAUUCAUAACUGCACAAUUUAUAUGUUUGCAUCAAAAUGUAAACAGCAGUACAGAUUUGAACCAGUUUUGCACAUCACUUGUACAGUUGCCUUCACUGGAAAAUCUUGUGCAAUUCACACCACAGCUCUUUCUUUUCACAGAUAAUAGUUGUGGGUCUGCUGCUUACAUGUCAUUCUAACUUGCAACAGUAGAUUUGUGGAAUUGGCAGCGGAGCAGAAACUUGUGAAUACGUGUGCGUUUCUAAUCUUGAUCUCAGCUUUCUCGCUUCAAGGGUGGUCUAAGGAAUUAUAGCGAUUGGAGAUUCAAACCAGCUUUUUGAGAAAUGAUGGCAAGUUCAUAAGCUAGAUACUCCCAAACUAUAUAAGUUCAUGAAAAGGGCAAGCUGAUAUAAGGAGUAUUAAAGAGCCAGCCAAUAAAACCACUUAGCACUAAUCUAAUUAGUCCACUAGCCUGGACCAAACCAACUUCUUGAUUUUAUAAAUGUAUAAUUAAUGGUACUUUAAAAUUGCUGCAGCUGUUUGAUCUAGAAUUGGUUAUUUAUCUAUUUGGUCUCUUGUUACAGUUGUCCAUGUUGCACAUUAUCACCAGGACAUCAUCUGUAAAAUAAAUAAUUGUCUUAAGUUGUUCUGAAUUUUGAGGCUGAAUACAACAGUGGUCUUUUCUCUGCCGUUCUGCUCUAUAACUAGAUCAAAGGUCAUCCUGAGCCUGUUGAUUUGUGCACUGGUGCAGCCAGGGGUUGGGGAUCUUCCUCUUAGCUGCUUCAUCCUCUUGAUGCACCCCUGUUGUUUCUGGGGUUUUUUGUGUUUGCGAAACAAAUUCUCCUGCCUAAGAUUUCUAUUUUGUCAACCAAACUGCAUUCCAACCAAGCACUGAAUACAUUCUGUUGUAUGCUUAGUAUGUAUUUAUACCAUACAUUUCUGUACACUAAACUUUGGUUAGAUGAAACCUUAAGUUUGGGAAGAGGCUUCAGUUGACUGCUAAUCCUGCUAUGCUUGUGUUGCUUCUUGGGGAAUGAGCCCAUCUGAAGUCUAUUCCAUGCUUCAUUUAAGAAGAGGCUGGAUGGCCAUCUCUCAUGGAUGCCAUGGUUGCAGCCUGCACUGAGCAGUGGGCUGGGCUAUAUUGCCUGCAAUACCCCUUCCAAUUUUGUCUGAUUCUGUGAACCUAAUAGAUAAUUACUGAUUGCCAGAUGAUAAUGAAUGUCGCUGUACUGGAAAUGGGCAAUGUUACACUCUGGGUGAAGGAUAAAUGCCAUUCCUUGCACAUGCUUUGGGAACUCAAAGCUGAAAACUAAGAAUUGCCAUUCUUAGAAUAAACAUGAAAGCAACAAGCUGUCAUUUGGGGAAAAAAUACAUGAAAGAAUUUCCAGCAUGAACAUCUUUGCUGUAUUCAUUCUCACAUUUUCCAUUGUGCUGAAAUGGAAAGAUACCGCUUGGUUUGUCUUCUCACCAGUGAGAUUUUUCUUUCUUCUCAUUGAUCUCUUCCUCUUCACCAAGGCUUUCCCCCCCUUUGGAUUGCUGCUGCUUUCCCUCUUAUCAUUGAGAAUGCUCUCCAUCAGGUUUACAUCUCCUCAUCUCACAGAGUGAUGUAAAUGAAUGGAUGAGGAAAUGAUAGCGCUCUUCUCUUUCUCUGCACUGCCACAAGGAAAAGACCAAGACUCAGCACUGGAACAGAAGUAAAUAACGAUGGAAAAUGUUCAGCAAGUAACUCCUUAAACCAUCCUCAUAGCAGAAGAGGGAAGAUCCCACGAUGGGUCCAUUUGUGCUCUAGCACAAGAGCACUAAAUUCCAGUUUUGCUUUUCCAGUUAUGGCUAAAUAUUCAAAUGUGUUGUGGAUAAAAAUGAAAAUCUUUACAACCCUUUAACUUCAUCACGACAGAUUUAGACUCACAUGAGAAGCAAGAAGAUCCAACAGAAGAAUACAAAACACCUGGACAAGAAGGGGAUAAGUAUGGCAGAAAAACUCAGCUUUCUCCUAGUAUCAGUAAGCAUAAUUCUUUUUACUGGGAAAAUGGCCUUGUAGAUAUUUUCUGAAGCUUACUCAUACUUGCUUAUUCUCCCAACAUACACUUAGCCUUCACAUCUUUAAUUUGCACUCACAUUAUUCAUACCAUUUAGUGUGUUAUUCUGGCUUCUUUUCUCUCUGUUGGUGCCCCUUUAUAUAUUUCCCUUAUUUUGGAUUAUGGCCAAGCUGAGGACUAUUUGCCUGUGUUGUAUAAACAAACAAACAAAAUCAACAUUAACGCCAUUCAAGAACACAGGACGUGAUCCUUCAUUCUCUAUUAAGAGGAAGUCCUGGUGAUGGUGAUGGAAGACAGAUUAAUGGAGUUAAUCUGCCACAGCAUAUAUCCAACCUGUUAGUUACUCUGCCAUCAUUACAGCUGGUGAAGUGUCAAACAAUGAGAAGCACCCUGAAAACUCUACUCAAGUUCGACAGGUUCUUGAAGAAUUCCCUUUAUGGUGGCAGUCGGAGGAACACAAAGAAGUGCGCAACGCAACUUCCAGGAAGGGUAACGCCUUACAAAUGUUCUAGUCAGUUUGCCACCCCCCGCUCUUAAAAAUGCUUGGGCAAGAAACUCAUCUUCUCAAUGAGAAGUUGCUGCUAGUCUUUUGUCUGCUGUGACUGAAACCAGCAUUGCAGCCGCCUCCAGCACAGUGACUGUUGUGCGUGAGCACUGGCAGUAUGAGAGGAUGCAGUCAUGUGGUGGCCAGACAUGUAGAACAGUGCACAAGUUGACCACAGGUCCUCUUUUCUCCAACCACUUGUACCACCGUGCGGAAGCACAAAUCAGCAUACUGUACUGCAUGUAGCCACAGGAGAACUGCCAGUGGAAGCGCACAGCAAUUACUAUGCUGGAAGUGGUCAUGUGGAUUGACCUAGCAGGUUCACUGUUGUUACCUGAUUGUAGCACAAUGCAGCAAUUCCCUCUGGCCAAGAAGGUAUUAAAUGCCUCAGCUUCGCAUAUGUGCCUGUGAAAAGGGUACGCGCAUACUGAGCACACACAUGCAUCUUUCCUUGCAAUGUGCAAUAUGGGAUGCCUUCUGCAGCACUGUGCUCAAUUCAAAUAUUUCUAAAUAAUAUGGAUCAUUUUGAAAUUGUUUUAGAUAUACGCAAUAAUGGAUAAAAGUUAGUUGUGAAAAUAAGAAUUAGGGUAAAAUCUUUGCUGUGUAAACUAGCUUUAUCAGGUAUCUUCCCCAUGUAACUGUAGAAGAGGAACUAGUUCCAUAGUCUUGCAUUGUACUCUCUUCCAUUUGCUUUGUCAUUAUUUUCAAUAAUUAUAAUUUAGUCAUGGCUUUCUCCUUUCCACUUCUCCUCUUUUAGGCAUCAAUUAAAACUUCAUAGCUAUAUUUUUCUGAGAACUGUCACAAAAGCCCGUUGACAUGAAAUCAUUAUCUUGUCAAAACAUUCACCGCUGUAAUUGCCAGUCAUAUUCUGAAUCCAGAAAGGCACUGUUUUGGCUUUCUUCAUUACUCUUAACAAUUUUAUUACACUGUGAUACCUUAGCCUGGUAUUAUACUGUCGUCUGAUAUAACCUAGAUGAUUUUCACAUUCACUGCAUUUGCACAUAACGAUAAGCCAUGGUUUAGGUGCACAAACCAUGCACAAAGUGAAGGAAGCUUCUGUGAGUCUUGGGCAUGCUUGUUUUCUACUCUCCUUCCAUGUGGCAGGGAGAAGGCUUCUGGAGCAUUUAGUUCCAGUUUCAAAGAAUCUUAACUGAUAACAUAUGAACCAGAGAUCGUUGUAAACCAAACUCUGAUCAGUUUCUGAACAAGCCAACUUCAAACCUUGAGUUAUGAACCAGGCUUGUUUAAAUAUCCACAGCUUCUCUUAAACCACUGUCCCUGGUUCCUACAUAAUGGCAAACCAGGUUUCUCAGAAAAUGAAAAUAAAUAUUCUCCCUGUGAUCAGAAGGAAUGCACAAGCGCAAGUCUCAUGGCAGCUCUUUCUUGCUCAUGAAUGUAGCACUAAACCAUAGUCCAGCAUUAUUAGACAGUUCUGGCGUUACCAUGGUCCAGAAAACAGUCAUUAUAACUAAUCUUUCUGUAGCCUUUAACAAACACAUAAAGCCUUGUAUUUACUUCUCCCUAUUUAAGGAUUCUUGACCACAUCAGCUUGACAUUUCUCUUUAAACCAAAUCAAAGUUGCAAACAGGAAUAAAAAAAUAGCAGCUUACUAUGGCCAAUUAGCAAUGGGAAACAAGAGAGACAGAAAAUGGGCAAAUGACUUUAUGGGAUCCAGUUCUCUUAGUGAUCUUUUGAGGACAGUUUUAUGAGCAGUGCUUCUUGGCCUGACACUUUGUCCUAUUUUUCUCUUAUGCAAGGUUUUAACAGAGGAAACUCUAAAAUCAGAAAAAAUAAUAUAGUCAAUAACGGGCAACCUUUUGCAUACAUACAUACAUACGUACAGAAAGGAAUCCUCGUUCUUACCCUUCCCUGAGCUCAUGGAAGGGCUUUUGAUCCAGUGGUUGAGAGGAGGAAACAUUUGCUGAUCUCUUCCACAGUGCCCCUGAAAAACAGCUCCAGAAACUUGGGGUACCUUCCAAAUCACAGUAUAGGCUAUUGUGGGGAAUGGAUUGCAGGACGAAGAGUGAAUUGGGAAAAAUCUUUUGCCCUCCCUGUCCAUUAGCAGAGGCACCUGCUGAAUCAAAAGCCUUCUGUUAUCGUAAGUGCCCUGAUUGGAUUCCACCCAUUGUAAGCACAAAAAUACAUAUGGUAAAACUUUGGUGGGUGGGUGUGAGUAAGGGAUUUGGGAUUCACUAAAAUGGCUUAUAGAUGCACCACAAUUUAAAUAAAGGGAUUCAAUACCCUCACUUAAUUUUUCCUCCACUUUAUUUUGCUUCCUUAUUGGUUAAUAUUAUAUUUGGCUUUAUUUUAUCAAUGUCCUGCUCUUUUUCUGUGCCCUAAGCUAACUUCUCUCUAGUGUAUAAACACUUCUGAUUUUGAUAAAUACUACAAGGUUUUCAAUUCCUGUGAGAAGUCAAUGCAAGAACUAUAGGAACAGACCCCUCUUUCUUGAAUUAAGCACCAAACGCCUAACUGUUAAGCCUCUUUCUCCCUUCCUCUUAUUAAUCUUAUUGUUGGCAGGCAAGUUGUUUAUUCAGGAAGGUGUUGAUGGAUAGUAGCUUAGUUGGGAAAUGUUGGCUUAACAAAUAAAAAUAUCAUAUCUCAUUCCUCUGUUGUCUGAACAGCUGUCAGCCCUCAUCACAAUUCACACGAGAAAAUGUCCACCAGUAUUGAUUUUAAGGAGGUGCAUCAUCCCAUUGAAGGAACUUGGGGUAAAAAAAUUAACUGUUAACAAUCGUUUAUAAUUGUCUAGAAUACAAACUUAAUGGUAACAUCAGAAGUAGUGUGUUGAUUGUAGAAAACAGCCCCUAAUUCCGUAAGGAUUUUUCUAUUCAAUAAAGCCCCACUUAGUCAGAAAUCUUUGGAUCUGAAUAUACAGUUCAGACUGAAUAUGCAUGAAUAUUCAUUUGGACUGAAUAUGUAUCCUCUAUUGCUACAUCUAUGUAUUGCUGAGAUCCCCUGCUCUUUUAAUAACUCCUCAAAGCAUCCUAAUAUUGGGUUGCUUUGUCAAUAACUUUAUUUCUUCUUAUCCACUGGUUGUUCUUAAUGCCAGCUCCAUUAUUUGUGGCGGCGUGGGAUGCAUAAACUGAAAAUUCUCUUGUCCUGUCUCUAACUUCUGUGUAACUGUCUCUUUUCUUAUGGUAGCAAAUUAUACAGUAAGAAUAUAGCAUUUCCACUGAGAUUCUUGUCAAAUCACCCAUACUCAGAGCUCCAACUUUUCUCUAGUCGGAUCCAAAGGAUCUUGCAGUGCCUCCCAGGAGCAUAUCCUGGUGUAUUGAGUGCCUUGUAAAUGCUCUCUCUUCUCUUUAUUAUAUCACUCACAAUGCCUUGUGUGGUAUUACAGUGAUACAAGGCAACUGUAACCAAUUCAGCCAUCUUCUUGUCAUGCACUGGAUCACAGACAGUCUUAUUGAUUUGAUGCCCACUGUACAUUGUUGCACCGCCACCACUGGUUGAUUUAGUUCCACCCAAUAAAUCUAUUACGCAUUAUUAAUGUCUUACUCAUUAUUCAUCUCUAACGAGGAGCUCUGAAAACACUGCCACAAAUGAGAAAGACAAGGAUAAGGAUGGAUAAUACUUACUCUGGUGAUUGGGAAAUGGAUAAUGAUAUUAAAAGCUUAUCGUAGAUUUACAUAAUCAAAUCACUAGAUAAGAGUUCUGAAGAACAUCAUGAUGUUGUUGGUGAUGAUGAUGAUGGUGGCGAUGAUGAUGAUGGUAGCGAUGAUGAUGAUGAUCAUAAUGGAGAAGGGUCUGGGCACUUAAAUCCUGAAACCGUUCUUGAAUGGAACAGCAGUGGUGAUAACGAACCUCGGCCAUCAAAAACCAGUAAGCAUUAAUUCCUGUAAUGUAUGCACUGCGCUAUAAUGAAAGUCAUUAGAUGUGUCUCAGUAAACAAUGGGAUUUUGAUGUAUGUGUACAUAUUAAGCACUCUAGAAGUAAUCAAUGAUAAUCUAUAAGGAAUAAUUUGUACCAUACAUAAUUCAGAAAUACAACAGCAUCGAAUCGAAAAUUAAUUUAUAAUGUUAUAAUGAAAUUCUGGAUAUAGUGGAAGAUUACUGCUUAAUAAUAGACAACACAGAGCAAAGAAGGUUUAAUUGAGUACCAUGAAUUAUAUUACUCUGCAAUUUUUUCUAUGCAUAUCCUACACUGGUAUAAUCCUAUUGGCUUAUUCUGGAAAUGGAAACUUGGAUGCAUACUUACAAACAAAAGUCUCAUUUUGUGUUUUAUGCUUGAACUUCGUUUAGCUCUGAGUUGCCUUACCUCCUCUCAUUGGUGUCUGUUAGGCAUUUGUCCUAGGAAUGCAUAUUAUGAAACUACGCUUUCCUUGGUAAACAUCCUUAAACUACUUUGGUUUCUUUUGCAUUGGAUUAUCUCUAUGAUGGGGACAUUGCAAAGUGUGCUGGUGCCUUCAGUUGUAUUUGGAAAAGUACCAUUCCUAUCAGUACAUUUAAUCUCUAGGCUCUGACUUUUAUCAUUCAUGUUAUUUGUGCACAGGUGGUCUAUGAGGUCAAAUUUAUUUUGCUAUGGUGAGAUGGUGGUUGUUUUGUGGUGGUGGUAAAAGUUAUUCUUUGGGUUUAGCAACAAGCAUCAAGUUAUAUGCUAAACUAACAUAUGUUGUGCAUAUCUUCCUGGAUUAUUCUUUCUCUAAUUGUGGAAAAUGCAAUUUAGUGAAAUCAGUCAAGCGGCUUGUAGUCAUUUGUAUCUAUCAGAAGUGUAGUGGGUCUCAUUGUAUUGCAUGGAUCAUGCAUUUUGCUAUAGUUCUUCCAUAGUGAAGCAAAGCAAAUCGUAAGUCAAAGAGUGCAUUUCAAAGAAAAAAAUUCUGUGGAUCAAAACUUUUUUUUAUUGUUUUCCAACAUAAUUUUAUACAGUAGUUGGAGACAUGGGUUUUGCUUGCAGAUCUACUACUCUUGCAACAAUUUUCAGCCAGAGUGAAUAUUUGCAAUAUAAAGAGGACAUACUCCUGAUUCAUGGUUGUUUAUUUAUUCAGUAUUUGAUGGCAUUCAGUGGACAUGUGUGAACUGUCCACUGUAAAGUAUUGCAUUUGGUUUCAAAUUGUUGUGCCUGCGAUGGUGAAUUUCAGAGGGUUCUCUCACACAUGUAAGUUUCCACGAUGCUAAAGACGAAACGACAUGGAUAUGUGAGCUGUGCAUUAAAAAUACCUGUACAAUAUAGAUGACUUGUGUUAUACCCAUGUGUUAUACCCAAGAAAUAAUACCAAUGUUAAUUGGUUGGUGGUAGUGUGGAGUAUAGUCAAAUAAAUAUCAAUUCAACUAUUGUCACAACAGCUGUGGUCUCCACCAAAGAUGUCAAGCAUGAUGACUCGGCCCAUGAUUCAUUUCUGCAUGGUGUACACUCUGAAAAAGACAGUGAAGUCAGAUAUUCAACAAAUGGCACAAGGGAGGAUGUGCUACCCCGAAUUGUUCCUCUAGGUGAUGAUGAACAUUAUUCAACAGCUACUGGUAUGACUACUAAAGCAUGAUCUUGACACUACCUCUUUCUUGUCAGCAUCAACUCUCACAGUAUCAAAGUCUAGAAGUUAGUUAAUAACUAGAAUCAUGGUGCAGUGCUACAUCUGUAGUAUAUCUGCUACUACAUCUGCAGAUAAUAUGCUGUGAUUACUUUUAAAAAAGAAAGCAGAGCCACAUAUUUGAAGGCAUUUCCCCCCAGAUGUGUUCUGUUAAAUCUUAACAAAACCAUGAAACCAAAAGCUCACGUGUUAUUUGGCUUUGACUAAGCAAGAGUGAGUCACAAAUCCCAAAUCUGAAUUUAUUUUAGACUCCAAAGUUCCCUGAAAUUUGCAGAAGUUCCAAACCAACAUGUCAUCCCUGUCUAACCAUAUCUUAAAGCAGUAUUUUUUAAAGUGCUGUCAUAUGUAACCACGUUGGCCUCAGUUCAGUGCUACACAAAGGAAGUUUGGCAGUGCUAAAGUACACAUAGAUCAGACACGCAGCCAGUAAAAGUCAGUAUAGAAACAUGAUGAGAUUGGCCCAUACAAAAUCAAGUUGCUGCUGUGUUUUUCAAGUAGCCAGUGCUUAUAGACUUAACACAUAUGCAACUUGCAUUGCAAUUUUGGUUUGGUUUAUUAUGGAAAUGUAUUAGCAUUUUCUCUUGCAGAUGGGGUCUACCUUGCUUUCCUAUUCCAUAGGGCUUUCUGUGGGCUUGGUGUUAUUUCAAAAAUCUAAAGCAUGUUCUCUUGGGCUCAUCUCAGGCAGUCAUCAUAAUGUUCAACACAUUAUGCUUCCUGCUGAAUGCUGGGAAAAGGUUUGACUCUGAAGGAAAAAUCUGGUGGUGUGGUGGUGGUACCUCAAGAUGCUUCUGACAGUUUCCUUGGAUUUAAACAGCAGCACCUUUAGAACUGUAUAAGGCUAUGCUGAAAUGGUUGAACUACAUCUGGCUCAGAAUGCCAGCCAAAAUAUUUUUUUCAAGUUGAAUGUGUGAGCCAACAUUAUCUAUCUGCAGCAUUUGGCCUUAGUGCCUGGAACAAAUGUCUAAACAUAUUCCAAAAAGUACAAUUUCAAAGAAAAAGGAAGAAGAAAAAGAAGACAAGAAAGAGAAAGUUUAUGGACUUAAGAUGGUGCUGUGAUUUCAGUUGUACAAAGCCUUGGCAUCUAUCAAAGACGUUUGAUAGAUCAGUUAAAGGUGCAAGCUGUUGUCACAUCUUUUCUGCCUAUAAUACUGUUACACGCCUUUCCACUAUUCCUACUGGUCUCUGGGGCACUGUCUGGAAAAUCAGCAACUUCUGAUAAUCGAGGUGAUGACACUGGGUGGCUGUGAAUUCAACAAUACUUUCCAAAAAAAUUAUCUACUUUCCUCCUCCUCUUGCUUAUGCACAUAAUUGAAAAAGCAAGCCAUGUCUAGUUUAACAAGAUAAAGUGAACAAUCUGGAUGGUUGUUCAGCAAGCAUAACACUGCAACUGAUUCAAAACAUCAUCAUAACAGCUGGGUCCUCCAGUGAUGAUUUCUUCAAGCAGGAAGACUCAACUCAGACUCCACUAGAUGGUGCUCUCUCUGGAUUAGAAACUGAAGACACAUUACCUACAACCACAGCUUCAGACGUAUUGCAUCCUGUGCUUGUUCCAUCAAGUGAAAGAGAAAGAACUCUGGAGGAAGAAUCUUCCCACCAUACAGGUAUCAGAAGCAAUAGUGAACUGUAGAAUUAGAUUUUCAUUUGGAUUGUUUGCUUUCAUUUCCUGAUCCAGGUUUCUGGAGAAAUGGUGUUUAACCAUACUUAAAAUUAGAACUUUUAGUCAAGGGGUUGGUGGGCGUUGUGAGUUUCCUUUAGUUAUUCUUCCAUAUAUUAGAGAUGUGAGUUCCAAAUUGUUGAGAGUUUUGCUCUUCGCAGUCAUUUUUCUCCCAUUAUUUUUAGUUACAUUUUAAAUAGAUACCGGUAGGUACAAUCUAUUAUCAGUGUCAAACGUACCCCAGAUAUGUCAUACCGAUAAAAUUUAUGUUUAUACCAUUUGCUAGUAAACCUAUAUAAAUAUCUAAAAGUAGACUGUACUGGGCUUGAUGGGCCAGUGGUUUGACUGAAUAUUAAGGAUGUGCCGUGUGUGAGAACACAGAGGUAUAAAUCAAGGCCACUUUGCUGUUUGGUUAUUCUGAAGUUAUCUCUGUGUUAUCCCUGUUGUGGCAAUGCAGCAGCUUGAGUUGUAUUGGUUGCCAGACUUAUUGCUACAGUAUGCAAAUUGAAGAAUCUGGGUUUAAGCUGAUGUAAGCCUACUGAACUCAGUGGAAGUAGCUGAUUCUGUAAGAAGACUGAAUUUUCAUCCAAGCAUUUUGGCUGAAUUGGUUUGUGCAUUAGUCAUUCUAUCCAUUUCCACACAGAAAGAAAAAUUAUAUAAAAUGAUAAAAUUAUACCUCUUCUUGCACUAACUAGUGAUUAGCAUGCCAUCUCAAACAUAGGAAGCUGCCUUAUACUUAGUCACGCCACUGGUCCAUCUAGCUCAAGAUGGACAGUCUACACUGACUAGCAGCAGCUCUGCCAGGUUUCAGACAGAGUCUUUCCCAGUCCUGUGUGGAGAUGCUAGAGAUUGAACCCUUCUGCAUGCAAAGCCGAUUCUCUGCCACUGAGUCAAGCUUCUUCCCCAUGGAAGGUUUGAACUAUACUGAUUCAAAUAACCACCUCAGUACAGUGACACCUUGUUGAGGUGAGAGUUCUGACAGACAGAAUGGGCUUCCCUAUUGACUUCUGUUGAGGUGGCGAUUCUACAUGCAUAAAUAAGGUUUCCAUCCUGUGGUGAAACAAUUGGCGGAGCCUGUUUCCAUUGGAGUUCACGCACAGAACUUUCUGAGUCUCUCACUAUCUACUAAACACAUGGAAAUCCAAAAUACUGAGUUACUGAUUCCUGCAUUGUUUAUCAUUGCUAUGAUAGUUCUAGCCUUCAAUGAAAGUGCUGAACGUGAAGAAUCACAUCAAGAUCAGUUAUCCACAGUGGGCAAAGCUGGGCGGAGAAGUGGUUCUGCCACAAACAGAACGAUCCUUGGUGUCCUAGAAACACUUAUUCCUCAAAGUGAGAAGCUUCAUGACAAUGAAUCUUCUCAGACAGGUACUGCCUGCAGGAUGUUAAUGUAAUCUUCCUAUGUUCAGUUCUGUUUCUCUUUUAUGUCAGCGAAUAGGAAGGCUUUUAUGUCUCAGCGAGAAGUCCAGCCUUUAUUAGAACUGUGGUCUGACGCUUCUCCAUUUGGGGUGAAACAUGGCUUCAAAAAUGGAAGCAAUUUUUAUUGUGGUAAUUGCACAGGAGGAAAGCAGCAGCCCCUCCUAUGUCACGGUUCUGAUCCAGUUCCCCUGCCCCUUACACGGCAGCUACAUUCACAGACCUGCAUCUCACAUAUAUUUUGGCCUUCUUACUACCCUUUAAAGUGAAUUCCUAGUAUUCCAGUAUUAGGGCACUAAGAUAAUCAUGGUAGUCUGAGAAAACCUUCCAUUAAUAAUGGAUUGUUAGCAUUCCCAAUAAUGGAUGGCAUCACCGCCAGUCCAUGGAGGCCCAACCUCCAAAUGGCGCCAUCCCUUCUGCAGGAUCCUGCGCACAUUUCUCUGUCCUGCUACCUCAGUCAGUGUUAAAGAAUGGUGGACCCAUGUUCUUUUGCAUCAGAGGCACCUAAGUUUUAAAAAGAGGUAGCUUUGAGAAGAGCCACUAUUCCAUUCAAACAGAUAAGUCACAUUUCAUCAUCUGAGUAGGGCUUCAUAUCAUAUUAGUUUUAUUUCAUCUUGACACCACCACCCCAAUAUAAUUCAAUCUCUGACACCAAGAAUAUUAGUGUCAGAGUGCUUUACACACGAUUAUUUUGCUUGGGCCUCUGUUGUGUAGAUGCAGCCCAUUACUGUUGUUUUAGCAUUUCUUCAAGUAGAAAAUACUCUACAUUUACUGUAGAUAACCAAAAUUAUCUACAGUAUUUACUAAUUUGUAUUUCUGUUGCCUGCUUUGCCGUCACAACAUUGAAAGAACAAAUUUGUUUUUACAAAUACUUGGUAAUUGUGCCAUAAACAGCAUGUGUCUAUGAGGAAGUCAAAAUACCUCCUUUGCAAGCUUAUUUCUUUUCUUUUUUUAGAAACCUAGCUGUCUGCAAAUAAGAAAUGAACAAAAUAUGUUGUCUUCAUACCAUUUAACUAAAACCAAAAUCAUUUUAUAGCUGUGGAAUACAAAAUGCUUGCUUCACAUGUACAUAAUAAUGGCUAGAUAAGAUAUUGUUUCAAAGGAUUUAACUAAAAUGAAUUAACUGAAAUAUGAACUGGUUUUUUUUAUUGAAAAGUGCUUAUACUAAAAGUGUAAUAGAGAAUCUUGACUUAGUGACAGAUAAUCAGACCCCUAAAAGGCACCCUUUUUUCUUGCGUGCCACCAGUGUAGUUGGAUUCAUAUUGAACUGCAAGAUGCAUGUACAAUAGACAGUGGUUCUGCAUAUAUUAAAUUAACAAAUACUUCACCACAAAAGCAGAUAAUGGGAUGAAAGUUGAAGAAUCCACUCAAGGCCCACCAUCUCAUGGCAUAUAUCCUGAAUGGUCCAAUGAAGAAAGAUACCCCACAAACUCAUCCAGCAAAGAGACACUACCUGAAAUUAUUCAUCCAAGUGAAAAUGAGCAAAAAAAUGAAUCCAUUUAUACAGGUAUAUCUCAGAAAAGUUCUAUUCAGCCCCAAUCAUUAUUAUUUCCUACAAAGGGUGUAAUCCUGACUCCUAUGAAGUCAGCAUGAAUCAGGAUUGCAGCCUUAACUACUGAUACAUCCUAAGAAAAUUAUUUAAUCUGCAUAACAUGGGCCUGAUAGUGAAAAUGUGGUAUUGAUUCAGUCAUCAUUGUAGCAGUUGUGGUCUCCACAGGUAAGAUUAACCGUGAAGACUGAUAAUCAUGGUAUAUAGAUUAAUGAGAUCCAUCUUGGUGGGAGCAAUGAAAAUUGAUAUCCUACAAAAACAUCUAAAAAUGGAAUUAUGCCUGGUCUCAUUUCAAGUGUAAACAAGCAUGAAGAGGAUUUGGAAAUAUCUCAUUCGGGUACUAGGAAGAAAAAGAAAAUUCGGCAUUGUUAAACUUUUCUACACUUUUUAAAUUCAUUUAAUAAAUGUAUAGUCACCUUUCAAAACAACAACGACAAAACUUCCACAAGAUGACUGACAAAUAUGUAAACUCAAGAUCAAACAAUAAAUUUAAAAACAAUUUAGAAAACCCCAAAUCCACAAGAAAAUAGUAGCAAGCUUGCAUAGCACAUCAGUAAAUUUCUAAGCAAAACAUAAAUGUUUUUGAAGUCUUCUUGGGUUGAAGUCCUCUUAAAGAUGGAGCCAUGCAUACUUCUUUGGGAAAAGAAUUUGAGAAAUGUGGCAUGUUAGAUUGGAGGUUAUUAUUUCCCCAGAUGGAAUUUAUUACUUUGACAAUGCAUAUGGAGUUCAGUCUUAACCUAAUAAUUAAUACUGCUUAAGCCUUAACCUAAUCUUUUAAUUGACUUCAUCUAAAAUUCUGAUAGUGCCCGUAAAGCUAGAUAAGAUGGGCAUCAAAUAAUUAUGAGGAGGAAACUGCUAACAUAGGGUAUUGUCUAACUAAAUCAAGAGCUGAUCCACUGAAAUGAAUGGAUUCAUGUUAUUCCAGUCCACUGAUUUUAAUGGGUCUAUUCUUUAUCAGGCUACCAUUCGCUACCAUUUGUUGUCUUUAAAACAGAUUCAGACAUUAUUAUAGCAGCUGUUGGAAUGAACUACAAAGAUUCCUCUCAUGAUUCACACAUGUAGGCUAGUUUAUAUCCUCUUGGGCAGUGAAGGCAAAUUUAUUGCAGCUAGAGGGGAAAAAAAUGAAAAGGUUUUUUUUAAAAACCCACCUAUUCUUGCCUUUUCUUUUUUUAGACUGGGUUACUUUAGUCUUCCAUUGAGGUUGAUGACCAAAGGCCUAUGUUGACUUGAUCUGGACAAGUAUUUAUAAAUACUCCAGAGUCUGGCAAAAUAAGUCCUAUGGUAGAAAGAUUUGCUUUCCCAGACAAGAGGCUUCAAAAGAUUCAUGAAGCAGAGAUGGUUGUAUAUGAUCUUGGCUGGGACAGUGACAAUAAAUACCUUGCAAAUGCAUCUAAAUUUAAUUAGCCACCUAGAAUCAUUCCUCAGAACAAAAAGCAAGUAAAAAGGAAAUGCCACAUACAGGUACAGGCAGUGAUUCAUUAUCAUUAAAUCUUUUAGCUAAAUUAGAAAUAAUAAUAAUAAUAAUAAUAAUAAUAACCCCCCAUCUGGUUGUGUUUCCCCAGCCACUCUGGGCGGUUUCCAACAAAAGAUUAAAAAUACAUUAAAACAUCAGUCAUUAAAAACGUCCCUAAACAGGACUGCCUUCUGAUGCCUUCUAAACGUCAGAUAGUUGUUUAUUCUUUGACAUCUGGUGGGAGUGCAUUCCACAGGGCGCGUGCCACUACUGAGAAGGCCCUCUGCCUGGUUCCCUGUAACUUUGCUUCUCGCAGUGAGGGAACCGCCAGAAGGCCCUCGGCGCUGGACCUCAGUGUCCGGGCAGAACGAUGGGGGUGGAGACGCUCAUUCAGGUAUACUGGCCCUGUUUUCUGUGUAGAUUUUAUAGCUAUAGAAUACGUUUUGGAUAGAGCUAUAGUUCUGUCUCAUCUAAAACGGCUAUUGUGGUUACUGAUUUCCACUUUCCAUGUUAGGGUUAAGUAGAAUUGCACUUAGUGAAGCGCAUGUGAAAGCAGAGAAUUCAAAACUGACCCAGCCAUCUUUGUAACAGCAGUAGUCUCCAGUGAUAGCACUGACUAUGAAGAUUCCGGUCAGGAUACAAUGUUGCACAGUGAGCAUUCUGGACAGGAUAAUGAAGAAAAACAUCUCACAAACACAUCUGGAAAUCAUUUGCUGCCUGGAAUUCUUCAUGCAGCUGAAAGUGAGCAUGAAAAUGAACGUUCAGACACAGGUAUUGACUGGAAAAAUAGUAAAAACAUUUUACUUCUUUUUUCAGUAAUCUCUCUAGAUAAAUUAGAAGCUAUCUCAAACUAUGUAAAGAUGUAAUCCUGACUCCAUUUAAAUAAAUGGACUUUCACUAAACACAGGAAGCAUGGUGUGAUGAAAAAGUAUGCAAAAUUUGUUUGCUACUUGAGAUUAUCUCCUGCCUGAAAUAACUCUUCCAAGUUGAAGGAGUCUUGAAAUGGAAACAUCUCCUUGGGUGUCUUCCAAGUACAGGAAUUCUAAUGGUUUUUAAUUCUUCUGGUGUUGGACGAAAGGUACUUGAACUGUAAAUCAUAGUAGGUAAAUGCCAUCAGACUAAACAUAAUUAUACUUAAAAACCUAAUACGAUAUUGAUUCAAUUCAACAAAACAUAGCACUUAGUAAGAACUGAUGAAAAGAACGAUACCUAUGUAACAUUUGAAAAAUAUUCAAACCAUCAUUACAACAGCUGUUGCCUCCAGUGAUAAUGGCAAGCAGGAAGACACCACACAAAAACCACAUGCAAUGCAUCCUGGGUGGGAAAGUGAAGAUGAAGAUACCACAAACACAACUAUGGAUAAUAUCCCACCUAUAAUUAUUUUUUCAAGUGGAGGAAAGCAUGAAAAGGAGACGCAUCAUACAGGUACCUCCCAGGAAAUAGAACUUUAAUAAAUUUGCAGUUCUUUGUAUUAUUUUUCAAAUGUACUGCAUUGUCACCGUACUCCAUUUGAAGAGCUAUCCCAACUACUCUCAUUCUCUCUGCCAGUUGAUAAUAAAGUUCCAUUCAUUUGCAACAAAAUAAUGGUAUUCAUAACCCACUUAAAAGCAGAGUCAGUAAUUACAGGAGACGACUCUCCAUACUUAGCCUUCAAACCCAGGUGUGUGUUUUUUAUGAGUCACUGUGAGAAUGUGGGUGUAUAAAUGCAGAAAGUACAGAAAUAAAUUGCCAUAACUGCGACUUUCAGGGAUGACAAUGACCACUGACUUAGCAUCAGUCAGAUGAAUGGAGUAAUUUAGUGGUGGAGUAGUAAGGACAGGUAAAAUACAAAUAAAUCUAGGGCUGAAGGGCUACUUGGCAUUACGCCUCCAAGUUACAAAAACAAAACAAAACUGUACAUGAAUAGUCUUGUAGAGAUACAAUUUUUUUUUAUGUUAAACUAAUCUGUUUCAUUGAAAUCUUUUGAAGGAAAUUCUGCCAUCAACAUGCCCUUUAGGGAUGCUGAUGGGCUAACAUAUGCAUUAUUUAGAAAGAGUCAGAAGCCUCCCAAUACAUAACCAUAGAAUUAUAGAGUUGGAGGGGACCCCCAAAGGCCAUCUGGUCCAAGCCCCUGCAAUGCAGGAAUCUCAACAAAAGUUUCCACAACAGUUGACCAUCUAAUCUCUGCUUAAAAACCUCCAGUGAAGGAGAGUCCCUCACCUACUAAGGGAGUCCGUUCCACUGUUAGGCUACUCCUAUUGUCAGAAGGUUCUUCCUAAUGUUUAGCUGGAAUCUCCUUUCUUGUAACUUGAAUCUAUGUGCAGUAGAAGGCCAGGUAAUGUGCCUCUCAGUAAACAAUUUCGUAAUAGAUUACAUAAGCAUUGUAAUAAAUAAAUGAAUGAAUGAAUGAUCUAACUAUAUUGUGACAGCUGUGGUCUCUGAUGGUGGUAGUGACCAUGAAGAUUCUACUCAAGAAGCACAUCCUGGCCAGAACAAUGAACACAGGCAUCCUUCAAACACGUCAACAGAUUAUUUUGUACCUGGAAUUAUUUCUUCAGUUGAAUACGUGCAUGGAAAUGAAACUUCACAUAUAGGUACAAGCAAGAAGAAGAAAAUUCAGAUAUUUUCUUUGUUACGUUCUAGAUGAAUUAGGCUGCUGUAUUGAGCUAGAUAACAGGUUGCAAUUUUAAUCUUACUGAAAUCAAUUAUAGUGGUACCUCGGGUUACGAACUUAAUUCGUUCCGGAGGUCUGUUCUUAACCUGAAACCUUUCUUAACCUGAGGUACCACCUUAGCUUGUGCGCAAUUUCUGUUCUCAUCCUGGGGCAAAGUUCUUAACCCGAGGUACUACUUCCAGGUUAGUGGAGUCUGUAACCCGAAGUACCACUGUAUAGAAAUUCAUUGACAUUACACAAAACAAGGAAGAUACUCGUGUCAUGAUAGGGCACAAUGGUCUGUAAUUGAUAUGAGAACUGGCCAUGCAAUCAUAAUAUUUAAACUUGAUUCCAGCAUCAUUGGAAUAGCAGUGGUCUAUAGUUAAGGUGGGACGCGGGGGGCGCUGUGGGUUAAACCACAGAGCCUACGGCUUGCCGAUCAGAAGGUUGGUAGUUUGAAUCCCCACGAUGGGGUGAGCUCCCGUUGCUCAGUCCAUGCUACUGCCAACCUAGCAGUUCGAAAGCACAUCAAAGUGCAAGUAGAUAAAUUGGUACCGCUCUGGCGGGAAGGUAAAUGGUGUUUCCGUGCGCUGCUCUGGUUCGCCAGAAGUGGCUUAGUCAUGCUGGCCACAUGACCCGGAAGCUGUAGGCCGGCUCCCUCGGCCGAUAAAGCGAGAUGAGCGCCGCAACCCCAGAGUCGGCCACAACUAGACCUAAUGGUCAGGGGUCCCUUUACCUUUACCUAUAGUUAUGGUAUAAGCCUUGAACAUCCAUUUUUCAUUCAUGCACACAGUAAAGCUUUUAAGUAACAAUAAAAUACACUGCAAAUAUCUAGAGAUAACUUGCUACUUAGUAGUAUUCCUCUAUCAGAAAGUUAGAAUAAAAAGAAAACAUUUCAUGUAACUAUAAAGAGGAAGUGUGCAUUUUUGUUUUGUUUUUGUUUUUUCAUUCUGUUGAUAUAUUCCAAAUGAAUUAUAUUCCUUUUGUGUCCUGGUUUGUAAGGAAACUAAAUUUGCAUUGAGAUCCACUAAAAUGUGGUAAUGGAUAUCCAUUAGCAAUACUAAUUUAAAAAAAUUAAAUGCGAUGCUAAGCAAAUCAUGUGGGAUGUAGUUCUGCAAAUGUUACAGAACACUUAACAUUAACCCAACCAUCAUUAUCAUAGCUGUGGGUUCCAGUGAUGAUAUCAAACAUGAAGUUGCUACUCGUGAUCCAACGGUACAUGAUAUACAUCAUGAAUCAGGUAGAGAAGAUGAUUAUUCUACAAACAGCACGAAGGAUGAAGUACCCAUAGAAGUUAUUCCUCCAACUGGAAACAAUAACAUAGAUAAUUUCUAUCAUACAGGUAGUUGUGGCAGCUCCAUUCUUAAUUAUGUGGUGAUUGGUGAUGGUGUGGGGAAUCACAUUGCUCACAACUGGAUUCUUAUUUUCAGUCAGUAAAUAUAGUUGAACAUGUAAGGUGCACAAGAAAUGUAAUUGCAUGUAAAUAUGAGUAAAGCUGAGAACAUUGCGCAGUGAGUUAUUGGGAGGGGAGUGGCUUGCAAAAGCCAUCAUUUUGUAUUUUAACACGUCCAAACCUAAGUUCAUCAUUGAUUCACCAAACAGCUGUCAUACACAACGAUCAUGAAGACUCAACUCAACAACCAUUACCUCCCAUUCAUCAGCCAGGCUGGGAUGCUGAAGAAAUAUAUCCCACAAAUACUUCUAGAGAUGGUAUACCGAUGGGAGUUGAUUCAGAUAGUGAAAGCAAACAAACAGGUAUUGCGCUGAAUAAUCUAUUCAUUUCAUCACAAUGUAUGAAAUGAAGCACUGUUUUUGAAACAAAGCAUUUGUCGUUCUUUAAAUCUGUACCCCGCCUUUCCACCAAAUGGAAAUGUUGAUUAAUGUCUAGAUUUAAAGGUUGGAAUUCUAACCUAAGAAUAUUAUUUGUUCCGUUUAACAUAAGGUUGGUGUUUUCGGGCAAUUUGAGAGGGACUGAUUCUUUGGGAUCGAUGUCUCAUGCUUUAGGAAAUCCUCUGAUUUUAACUUUUGAAUGUUAGCUCUAGCCUCUGAGAGUUGAAAGUGCCCUAUGGGGAUAUUUUUAGGCAAUGAUACAUGACAAGGACAAGUGAUUUGUUCAAAAUAGGGAUUAGGGCAUAAAUUGUACUGAGGCAUAGCCUUCUGAAAAUUAGAAUUAAAAGUUCUCUCACUAGAGGCAAGCUUGCUAUUCCUUAAUAAUAAUAAGGAACAACUCCUGUUCUAAGAGUUGAUUUUAUGCAAACCCCAUUUAAAGGAGAUGUUCCUCCCAUCAAGUUUAUAUAGCAGGCUCCAGAAAAAACAGGCCUGGCAAUAUAGACAAUAGCAUUCAUUCCACGACACAAGAACUUGAUAGUACCUGACCAGAUAUUUCUAUGCUGAUGUUUUGUUUUGUUCUCAAGCUAGUCUGUAGGGCAUAAUGUCCUUUGGUUUAAAUUUCUGAUCAUGUGUAGAACUUGUAGAACAUAAACAAACAAGAUAUACAAAUAUGGUUCUGAAACUAAGUCUUACAUUUUAAUUCUUUAUAUCUCAUUCAUUAUGAUUAUUAUUUGCAUAUGCCAAUCACCCAGAGUCAAAUAAUGAUGUUUGCUGUGAUGAUCAUUUAAUUAUGACAUGAUUUAUAAUAAAAUUAGCCCAUGUUAAAACCUGUAGAAGAGUUGAAAUGAGUGUGUGAGAAAGGGAGUGGUGAGUAGAGAGCAGAAGGUUGAAGAACGUGGGCUCUCAUCCACAACUGACAAGUACUUGGCUGUAGCUCAUGAAUAGUUUUCUCUUCCAUCAAAAGUAUAUAACACAAAUGUCAUUGUCAAGUUGAUGAAAUUUUCUGCAUGCCUAAUCAACUGUCAGUGUCAGCUGCUGAUGUCAGAUGUUGGGUCAGAAAAUAAAACCAAGGGGGCAGCCAGAUCACUGUCAAAGUCUUUUGGAAUUUCUGAAUUGUAGCAAAUCUGGCAUCCCAGCAUGUUGUUUGGAUAGAAAUAUUCUGCUGGUAGAGUAAGAAGUCAGUGGAUCAGAGUGAAAAGCAGCUAAUAGUUUUGCUAUUUUUACAAUCUCAAUUCAUUUACCAUUGCCAUAGAUGUGGCCAAAGAAGAUUCAACCCCAGAACCAGUGAGGCAAUGGGGUCAUGAAGACAAAUACACGACGAAAUCAACAGCAGAUGUCUUAGUUCCUGGAAUUGUUCCUCGAAGAGGAAUAAGUCAAAAAAAUAAUACUGAUCAUACAGGUAUUCAGUAG
Podarcis lilfordi (Lilford's wall lizard) is the source of this 63833-nucleotide messenger RNA. The record is from the annotation of a GenBank genome assembly. NCBI's taxonomy places the organism in Eukaryota, Metazoa, Chordata, Lepidosauria, Squamata, Lacertidae.